AGACAUCCUCUCCUCAGGCUGUGGCUCAGGAACAUCUCAGUUGCUGUGUGGAGAGAUUUGACGGAGGGACACUCCUGUACAUGGACCAUCACCGCGCUGCAAUCCGCCGCCUGCUCACACACACACAAACACACGCAUGUAAUGCCUCGGUGAAAUCCGGACGUACACGGUGGAGAAAACACGCAUGUGAAGAUUUCAUUCUUGCAUGUCAGGAGAGGAGGAACUAGUCGCCGGGUCCGCGGCUGUUUGUCUUUUCUUAUCGUUUCUCCCCCCCUAUGACACUCUAAUUAAUCGGAGGCAUGUGGAAUCGCACCAGGAUUAGGAAUUGCCUCCCAAUAGUGUGCCUGCUGUUGACGUUAUGGACGGAGGUAGGAAGGCUCUAAAUUAUUUUAUCCUGCUCAACAGAAUUAAAAUAAAUGUUUAAAAUUACAAAUAUCAAAAGUUAGUGGGCGUGGGCAGCUGUAUUUGCUCUCCUGCGUUGCAUAUUCGUAUCACAUUUUAAUCGAUAAUUGAAUUACGUAGCCGUCAGUUGUGGAGCAUGUGAUCAUGUUACCAUGACAAGAUACAAGUCUGAGGGAUUGAUACAGGCUACUCUCCAUUUUGUUACAAUGCAGGGAGCCGGCUGCGCUUCUUAUUUGAAUUUGGAGGGGGAAAUUAGGCCUGAAUCAAGAAGUUGUAAGUUGCAUUGCAUCAAUUGGUUGCUGCAGCGGUUCCUUUGAGAGUAACCUGAUUGUCUAAAAAAGCCCAGCCUGUAAACUGCAGGCUGUUCACGUGCUCCAUUCAUGAAUAUUUUUGAAAAUCCACCCUAUCUGUUGGAGCUUUAUGGUGAUUUUCACGCAGACUCAGGCACUGUUUGGGCUACUUGUCCAUUUUUACGCACCAAUUUGAGUAGCCCUGAUGGAACAGAUAGGCCUAUAUUUAAUUUAGGUCUUUUUUAAAAUGUUGUUUCUAGGUGUCCCAGUCAACCGGCUAUUUCGAGCUGCAGCUGAUCUCCGUGGAGAAUGUAAACGGCGAGUUGGCGGACGGAGAGUGCUGCGACGGCUCCAGGGGCUCCCUGGACCAGCACUGCACUCGAGAUGAGUGCGACACUUACUUCAAAAUCUGCCUGAAGGAGUAUCAGACUGAGGUCAACACCAAGAGCAGCUGCACGUUUGGAUCUGGAUCUACGCAAGUUCUCGGUGGAAAUACGUUUUCUUUUAAGGGCGUCAAGAAUAACCCGAAUAAAAUCGACGAAGCUGGCAAGAUAUUGAUCCCUUUCCAGUUUGCUUGGCCGGUGAGUUGUGAUUUCUUUCUCUGAUUCAUCCCACAGGAGAGUGCAUUGGUACCUUCUUCUUUGGCAGCAGCCUGACACAAAAACUUGAGUGAAAUUUGCCUAAUUUAAUGUUCGAUUUCUGUACAAGUAUGGUGAUCAUAUCUCCAAAGUAUUUGAACGGUGUAGAGUCACUCUCCCGUUUUGCAAACAUUUAGUCCACUGUGAUCUAAAUUUACAGCUUCAUCACACCUUUUCAAAACCAGGGCUGAAAAUAAAGACUACAUGCAUUUCUAUUUGCAAAGCAGGGUAUUUUGAUAAAUGUCACAUCUUUAAAACAUCAGAAAAAUGUGCAGCUUCAUAUUAUAGCUGACAAACAUCUUGUUUUACUCAACCAACAGCCCAGACGGUGAAACUUCAGACAUGUAAGAACGAAAAGAAGAAGAAUCGCAUUUAAAAACUCUGUCUGAACCAUCAAGUUUUUGGCAAUGCUGCUUGGGUAGUCGCUAAUUAAUUUUCUUUGGCAUCUUCAGAAGAAUGCUUGACAGAAAGAACCGGUUUGAAGAGUUGAACUGUGUCCAAAUACUCUCCAGCUCAGCAAAUCACUAUGAUAACAAAUUUGCAGGAAAUCCUCCUGGAUUUGGUUUAGAUCGCGGAGAAGUUCAAGCUUUUUAAACCAGGGUCCUUCCUCGGCAGCAUCCUGUCUUUAUGAGAACUGACACAAGCAUCAUGGCUAAACGGUGGCAUGCUUCACAAGGAUCCAAUUGCAGUUACAGUGGUUCGCAGUGUCAUGUGGGUCAUCUUUUAAAGUUGCCCUGAUAUAUGACAGUUGGCUUUGUUCCAGUCCAGCAGCCUGCACCUGCCAAAGCUGUGAUAGGGUAAUUAGACAAGGGGGAAACGCUUUGAUAUGUAGACCCUGGGGGAGAAACUUUGCUGCUUCUCACAUGGAGACAUUGGCGUGACAUUGUGUUAAGAUUUAAGGGUCAUUUCACCACAUCAGGAUCCAUUAAGAGGUGUUAGGUUUGUCAGGGCUCUAAGGGUGACUUCAUGGAGCUUGUUUUGUAGCUCGAUUGUAGGAAAUAAAAGGCAAAGUCAAAGUUUAUUAAAGUGAUUUGGAUUUCAUCUCACAAAGGAAUCUGAUGGUUUCCCUCAGAUUGGUUUGCACCUUCUUUAAGGUGCACGUGUUGGAUGAAUGUGCUGAUUAAUUUCCUGCUAUAAUGAUGAAUGAGUGGCAUUACACGAGGAGUGUGAAAUAUGCAUUCAGCUGUAGUGAGUGACGCCUCGGGGCAGCAGUUCAGUAUGUACUCCUGCAUGGUUUCCACCUCUCUCUCUCUCUCUCUCUCUCUCUCUCUCUCUCUCUCUCUCCCCCCCCCCCCCCACUUUACCCUGCUGCUCCCUCUCCUGCUGUGGGUUCCAGGUGGCCCCUGGUGGCCCCUUCAGGGCAAUUAAGUUAUUCUGACUACAGAUGAGUGAUAGCUGAUGGAAAAAAAAGUAUGCAUGCAUGCAGGCAUGCACCGGUAGUAUAGCCAUGUUAGUAUGAGGGGUGUGUACUCCACCUCAGCUUGUAGAUUAUGCUUGACUGUGGAAUGAAAUGUACAAGUGCUUUCACAGGCCAUUGAUGCAUUAUUCUGUGUUUUCAAUGUAUAAUUUUUAAGUAAACGUGAUUUUGAAGAUUUCAAAAAGACUAAUGAGGUGGAGAUUUGCUCAGUGAUGAACUGUUGGGGAUGAUGUGUGACAAAGUUCCCUAUUAGAGAACUUUCAUGAUUCGAUACUACAGAAGAAGUAAUAAAGCACGUUGGUUCUGCAAUUUAAGCAAUCCUUUACAUAGGGACUUUUUCAUAAACGUAAUCAGUAGUUUAAUUAGUUCCCUAUUAUUCUUUUGUCACCAUAAAAUAUCCCUGAAGUGUUUGUACUAUUGCUGUUUCUCUGCUACCUUAUGGCAAGAAUCAGCUGAAGGUAAACCGAGUGUGCAUGCAUAGUCAAAUAAGUAAACCACUUGAGUGAGACAGCAGAGUUAAGAGUGUUUACCCUGUGAAAAUAUUACUAUUUUGAGUUUUUUGGUUAAAAAGAACAAGCAUAACUUUUCAGUUAAAUGCAUGCAUUAGUUCAGCUUUGGGAUAGGGAAAAAGACAACACAAAGAUGCUGCCUGCAGCAAAGUGCCCCUGCUGGGGAACUGCAAGAACUACUCAUACCAGCACCAACCACCAGAGAGGACUUUUUGGAUUUACAGAGGACAAGAAUACAGCCCUAAGGUGGAAAUUAAAAUUUUUGGUAAUGCAAAAACACUGUAAUCUGACACUCCAGUGAGUAAUGCAAGUAUAUACGGAGUUACUAUUAGAUGGCAGUAAUCUUGUAACAAGUUCAUUUAAAGAGUAAUGUCAACCUGAACCAAUGCUGAAGUGUCCUGAGGAAACAUGAACAUCCAGUCAGAGACGUAUAGAUUUAAAGGUAUAACUGUUAAUCAUGCCUCUGUGCUAGAACAGACUUACUGAAUUUGUUUCAUAGAACACAGUGAUAAGUGUCAUGUGGCUCUCUGAUUUUAAAUGUAAGAGCAGAGUGAUGGACUGAGUCUAGAGAUUUGAUUGUAUAUACUAUUGCCAUCGUGGAGGAUUGAAAGAAAGACUCCAUUUACAUUUCUCUGUCAGCUAAGAGGGUAGUUGUAUGUGUUUGUGUAGAAAAUGUGUAGAGUUAGGCCCCAACUACACAAAUGCGGAUAUAUUUCAAACCAUAUAUUUAUGUCCGAUUAGGCCUCCCUACCACACCAAAACGGGAGUUUGGAGCACUCAAACCGGAUAAAUCUGAAUCCGGAAAAACAAGUGGAGAAAUAAAAAAAUAUCCGUAUAAGUGGAUUCGUGUGGUUGAACUUUUACGGAUCGAUGAUGUCAAACCGCAGCUCGCGCAUGCGAAUUAAAAAGAAAAACAACAACAACGAUGGCGGACAUACAGGGUAUUCUUUACGUUUGUUUUGCCCUUUUGUGGCCAAUUUCGACCUUGCAAGUAAACCUUGUUUUAUACAAUUACAUCCACCAGUCAGCCACACCGUCACAUGGACCCGGCGCACUAGCGUAGGUCCCGCAAACAAUGCAUGGUGCAUCACGCUGUUACGAUUCAUCGGCCAAUCAGGUGGCUUUGUUCCUGAAUUUUUUUAAGCAGCACCAGAUAGGAUUGAGUUUGAAGGCUACGUGUGGACGCAGAUAUUUUUGAGAACUAACACGUGUGGACAGAUACAUUUAUUUAGACGGGAGUACAAAAAUAUCCUAAUAAAUAAAUAUCUAUAUACGUGUAGUCCGGGCCUCGAUGCCAAAGUUUGUUGAUAAGGUUUGAUAGAAAUCUUGAAUUUCAAUGAAUUAUUUAACCAUUUACUAAGAUAUUUACUCAUUGGGACACUUUCAAUAGUAUUGCCCUCUUUUCGUGGAUAGUGGAUCAAUACCUCUUGCCCCAGAAAAAAACAUAAAUGUUGUUUUGCUAGCAUUAAGUACUAGUUUAAGAUUUAUAACUUAAUUCUGAAAAGCAUUUAAACAAAGUUGUUGUCUCUUUGUGUAACACUGUAACAUCUUAACGGCAAGUUGUACGAAGUCAGCAGACUAAUACAGAACAGUGUUGUCUGCGUCAAAAUAGAUAUUACACUCAGCAAUGAAAAAAGACAGUUUUAUUUAUAUUAACUAUGAAUGAAACUGGGCCAGGACUGACUCCUGUGGCAGUCAAUGAUAGUUGAUGGUGAUAGAGGGGACAAUGUUAUUCAUAUAGUCCCUCAAGAAAAUUGGGCCUAGGACCAGUCCCUGUGGAACGCCUUUAAUUAAUGGUAGGAACUGUGAAUAUUCCCAACUUUGACACAGGGACAUCUGUCAGGGGGUCAAUUCUGGGGCCAUUUGCAAGUGGUGGAGUCGUGGUUAUUGAUCACACUUCAGUGAAUAAACAAGAGAAUAGCCAGCAGAACAACAUGUUUUGAAAUAACCACUAGCUGCAGCCCUAACUAUGAUGAUGAUAGAAUGGAGAUGAAUUUGAUAGUUUAUGCAGAAUUUGGCAUGAAUGUUAAGCGGAUACAGUCUCUGAAAUCAGACUGUUUUUCAUAUGCCAGUUAGUUGAUAUCUCUGUGUAUUUGACUGUGGGUCAGACAUGAAAAGCAUGCACAAAAGUCUUCUUUAAAUCCUUGACUAGUGAGGAGUCUUCAAAUAACUGGAUCAUUAAUUGACUCUUGGAAUAUAUAAUGAGUACAUCAUUAGCUGAGCUCAGCCUUUUACUUAGAAGAGCUCAGCGUCUUUUUGAACAUCGAAAAAAAAAAAGAAAUUAUCUGAAUUUUGCUAUAAAUGAAUAAAACUUGAUUUACAUAAUUGUUAGGUUUAAUAAUGAGCAGUUCUUUGUGCCAGCGCUGAUCUCCUUCUAGCCUGUUUUUGUAGAAGUCCUUUGUGUUGAUGGCUUUACAUGUUUGAUUCAGGGGUUUCUCUGUGGAUUUUAUGAUCGGAGGAUUUCCUGCAGCAUUUUAUAGCAGAGGCGGUCCACCUUUUAGUGAAUUAACAGCCACCUUUAAAGCUGCAGGGGAGAAUGGCAAAGGUGUGAUUUCACACGGUAAAGGCCAUAUAUCUAAUGAGAGAGGCUUUUGUGGAGGUGGGAUUGUUAGCACCCAGGCUAACUGAUUCUCUGCUGCCAACCCUGGAUUAAAAAUUUCACACUUCCUGUACUCAUCAUCACGUUGAAUAUGAACCUGCAGCGGUCCCCUCUGUGACUCGUUGACUGACACCUCGAGCGGAGGUGAAGAGGGCUGUUCUGGUGUGUUGUGUUUCUGUGAAGUGGCUCAGGCUGAUAACCGUGCACUAUUCCAGUGCCAGAUGUCACAACAAGCCUGCAGGGUCACUUGCUGUGGCGUUGUCGCUUUUCUUCACUGAAGAAACAAAGAUGCAGUGUACUGUUGGCUGUGUCGCCUGGAUGGCUGCCAGUUUUGAGCCCCAGUGGAAACCAACGAGGGACUCUGGACUCUUCUGUCAUCUUAAGCAAAUCUGAAAUAUGAAGUAAGAACUUGGAAAUUGUUGUGUUGCAUCUUUUACAUCUUGUUUUCUCUCAGCUGGGUGAAAACAGAGCUGCAUGGAUUACUUUUUUCCUGAUCUACCCUGCAAAAUUGGAACAUUUAAGUCCACAAUCGCAUAAAUUUCCUACCUACAUGUACUGUCCUUCUGGGAGAGCUGGUGUUAAAAUGGUGGCUUGGACGUGCAUGUUAGACUUAACAGAAAUAAAGCAAUCAGGACUGUAACCUUCUAAAUAGUCUGUAAAAUUUGUACAGGUAAUUGAUGAAUAUUUAUGUAUCUUCAGGCACAUAAUGAUGCAAUAAAUUACAGUUUUUAGAGUCCCUGUGUUGGCAUGAAAUGAUGGCAUUUGAUUCAGAAACCAGCAAACCUUUUGCAUUUUGCCUUGUAGUCCUCAAUAACCCCCAUAUUGCCAAAAAAACUGUAACUAUCUGUUGGUAAGGUGAUCUUUGCAGCUCUAAUUUUAGUUAAAUCAAACGGCAAACAUGCGUUUUAUCAUUCAAAAUGGUAAAACUGUGGCUCCCUCAGCCAACAGAGACUCAGUCAGACUGAAUAUAUUUCUUAAAAAUAGUAAUUUUCAAUUUCACCUUGAAAUCCAGAGCCGUGACAAUGACCCUCUGAUGCCUUUUAAUUUUCUGAACAGGCACUUGAGUCUCUCCUUAAAGAGCACUUUUCAUCUCCCUGUGUAGCGUGGAGCAGUCGAGCUGUAACAGUGAAAGUCAUCCUGCAUUUCUGGGAAACGCUCCCCCCUCCAGUGCUGACACACAGACUGAGAAAUCGUAGCUUCUUCUCCUCCUCUUCUUGGUUCAGUUAUCUUCACACUGAGGUGAUGCAUUGUUAAUAGCUGGUUUUAAUCAGAUUGCAAGAUGCAUAUCUGUUGUUUGGAAGUCUUUCAGAGAUUCUUCAGCUCCAGCUCAUCUUGCCAGGAUGUCAGUAAAGAGACUACUGAUGCUUUUUCUGCCACCUCUGAGCUCAGCCUUCACUCAGUGUUUCCCCACAGGCUGGGAUUUACAGGAAAUGCAGACUGCUUCUGCUUUCUAUUGUGAGGAGUUUGUCAGCUUUUGUGGAAGUGUGAUGCUGUCGGAUAUUUGCACCGCAGUAAAAACUGCAGCUUGAAUGACAAUUUAUGCAAAAAUCUUCACAGUCGAGGAAUUACACAUAACUGAAAGAGGAAGAAACAUUAAAAAUAUGGAUGUGCUAAAGCGAAUUUCCUGUUUUUUAAAACAGAAAUUUUAAUUCUCAUUUUUUACAGCUGGACACGAGAUCAUAUAGUCUGCAGAUAACUGAUGCCAAGUGUUAACUAAGGCCAAGUCCUCCAUCCAAGUGAAAACCCACAUGAUGGUUCUGGUCAUAUAUUGCAUCCUUAAAGUGGUACAGCUGGCAUUCAUCUUAAGCCCAAUUUUCUGAAUCAAACUAUUCCCAAACCACCCAGAACCACAAAAUGAUGUCUUGCUUACAUCCUGGUAGUAGAGCAUUAUAGUAUUAUGGCAGUAGCUGCUUCCUCGCGGUGCAUGGCUUCACUUCAACUAAUACUCAACAUUCAUCACCAAGCAAUUCUGGUGCUAGCUAGCAAGAGUGAUAAAGACUGAUAUUUGAUCAUGAAGUUGAUUUAAAGAUGCAUAUCCAUACAUAUCCAACAUUUUGAAGUUUUGCCUUUUGGUAGAUUUUAAUGUAUUUUUCUCCCUUUUAUUAAUAGUACUUGUCGUUUGAAGCUCUCUUAAAAAACUUGAUCUUGAUGCCCUGCUUGGACAAACCAUGUCUUUAUCUGGUUCUCUUCUUCUGUACAUGAGCAGUCUUAUCUGACAAAAAAACUCAUCCUGUUGUUGCAUCCUGUUAUGACAGUUAUUUAAAAUGAAAUUGUCAGUAUCGCAGCUUUUUUCACUCAUAAUUAGGUUGUGGUGUUAGUUUCAGUCUGCUUCAAAACCAGAUUAAAACUUAAAGUAAAUGUUCAUUUCAAGGAGUUAACCGUAGGUGUCAAGUAUUUUAUUUUUGCUGGGAAACUACUGUUUUUUUACCCUGUUUUCCUCCCGUUUCCCUGUAUUAGUAUUAGUAAUUUAAUUUCAAAGAAUGUGUUUUUGUGUACAUAUAAAAAAAAGUGUAGUGUGUUCGGUGGUGACUCUUAAAGGUGGCUUUAGGCUUGGCUAGCUCUUUCCUCCUUUCCCAGCUUUUUGCUAAGCUAUGCUAAUCAUCCUAUGUCUUCAGCUUUAUCAUUAACUUAGACCCUCUUUUUUAAUGCUUAAUUUUGCACGUGGACUGAGCUGUAUUUUUGUGAAUGGACCUCAAACAUGAAUGCACUCCAGCAGUCAGCUGACCGAGCUAAGGCCUCUCCAGCUCAUCUGAUUGAGUUACCAUUUUGUUCGCCCAUGCUGUGUGAGCACUUCAGAAGAGAGAGAGAGGGAGGGAGGGAGGGAGAUGCGUUUUACUUCCAUUUGAUCACUAAUGAAAUUGCUGGUGAAAUUUCUGAGCCUCUUUUCCUCCUAUCCCCCCCUGCCCCCCCGCUACAUCCGCCAGCGUCCUCUUGAAAGAAGCCUGUUUGUAACCGUAUCUGCUCUGCGCUUGGAUAUGCACCAUAUGCAACCUCCCUCAGCUGGUAAAUAAAUGCAUGUGGAGGUUAGCAAGACCUUUUGGUUGAUCUGCAGCAGCCACUGAACACUGUCAGAGGAUAUUAAACAGGAGGAAGCUGUUGUAAGUAUUGAACCCACCAUAUUUCUAUAAAAAUAACACCCAUCCCUGUCAGGAUAAAGUGUCUGCACCGAGCUGGUUUGUUUGGACUGUUGCCCAUGCACCCUCUCAGUGUAUUGUCUGUCAGUCUCUAAAGUCUGAUCAUUUUAAAACCAGGAGGUAUUGGAAGAUGCCAUUUGCAUCUUAAAAACGUGUUAAUCUGCACAGACCUGCUGAAGAUUGUUUCGCUUGGAACAAACCCAAACUACCCAAAUAGUUUUGGCUCGCGUACGCCUGAUUCACAGCGUUGCUUUUAUGCUUUUUUUUGUGUCACUGACAUGCAUUGUUUUGCAUAAAUCAAGUUCUUGCUCUUGACUGUCUUGAAACUCCAGAUCAGAUUCAUUCAGACUCUACAAACAGCUCGUGAGUUGAUAUUUCCUCUCUUGGAGUGCAUCCUUACCCUGCAGUUUUAAAUCACUAGAAGUUACUGUGUAGCUUAAGGGUUUGGCACCGUGUUAGCAUUUUCCAACCAUCCACUCUCGGGUAAACAACCUGCUAUAACUUACAGUAAUUCUGAGAUUCCUCUGCGAAGGUUGGCUUUCAUAGUAAAAGUAAAAAAAAAAUGUCAAAAUUUAUAAUUUGGAAUUUUAAGAACUGAUCUUUGACAACCAAAGCUAAAAUGUUUAACAUCAGGAGUAAACAGUGUAGUUGCACUCACAGUACACCUGUGUGACAUCAUGCCAGUCGGAUAGUGUUGAUUGGAGCCCAGUAAACGCAUUUUUUAAUAAACCUGUUUUAUCCUCUAUCUGUAAAAUAAAAUGCUGGUAUUAGGUCUGCACGAUUAAUCGAUUUUCAAUCGUAAUUGGAUUAUUUGAUCAUGACGAUUUUAAAAAAAUUAAAAUCAUCAAAUCAAUUUUCCUCCCUUUCUGCAGGAGCGCUUCCCAGUUCCCACACACACCAGUGCAAACAAACAUGGUGUUUGCAAAAGAAGGUGAUUAUUUCGUGGCUAGACAGGGCAAGAGCAAGUCAGUCGUGUGGAAUUGGUACGGCUUUGCAGUUUCAGAUGAGGAGCAAACUACUCCCCACUGCCAAGUCUGUCUGAAGGCGGUAUCAACCCGAAAUGAUUUUUCUUGAAAUGAUUUUGCCUACACAGCGUAACUCUUUUAUGGCGCCUGCGCAUAUCCGGCUAAAACAACCUUUAUAUGCAUGCUCUGUACUCUUCUUCUGUCACCUACUGGCUCUGCAUACGCACCACAUCAUUUCAGUGGUUUGGUAUUGAGAGAUGAUAGAAAAACUUAUUAAUAUGAAAUUUGGUGAAGUUGUCUCUGUAUAAAAAAUUUAAAUCAAAAAUCAAGUUUUCAGAGAAAAAAAUUGAGAUUUUAUUUUUGGCCAAAAUCGUGCAGCCCUAGCCGGUAUGGAUAGGUGGCCAAAUGAUGAAUACAGGUCACAGAGAUCUAUGUUUUUAGCAGUUUAUAAUUUUGAGAAGCAUCUGUUAUCGGUCAAAAAUGUUCACAGUGUGGUCCAACAAAACUGGCUAAAUUACAAGCUUAUACGAGCAGGUCACUGGGCCCAAAACAAUUAUGUUGACAUAAUUUUAGCAUAUCUGAUGUGCUAUCAGAUGAAUUGGUUAGUUGGUUGAGCUCUAGGGAAGACCAACAAUCAAUCAUCAUAAGAUCAAAAUCACAGGCUUCAAAAAUGAUCUUACAACAUAAGGCAGAAAAUAGCACCUUUCUUUUCUCUGCAAUCACUCAAUCUUCUCUGUGCUGAUCAAACUGGCAAGUUUUAUGUUGAUCAGUCAGAUCUGAAGGCGAAAUUUCCAUAGGCCGUCAAGAUUAUGUUUGUUUCCAGAAGACUUUUUGGAUCAUUUUACACCCUUUAUGUCUUUGAAUUUCUCAGGGAACAUUUAAAGUCAGCUGUCUUGUUUUCAAAUGUUUAAAGUUUAACCUCAUGUAAGCAAAGAAAUAUCUGCUAGGGUCCUUACAGAUGCUGUGUAAUAACUGGGACAGACAGUGGCUCGUACAAACACUGUGACUCUUCACAUUAUACCAUGCUCCUCCUCCCUCCCCUCUCUCUGUAAAGCUUUAUUUUGGAUGCACACACACACACAGCACCAUAGGCUAACACAGGCUACCAUGGUUAGCCUCACCUGAUGUGGAGCUUGUCAAAGCGUUGCUAGGAGACGGCUACAUAGGCUUCUAGUAAACAAUUAUCUACCCUUUCAGCAGCUCCCUCCCCCAUCCCUCCCUCGUCUAGUCCCAGGGCCGUCGCUUGGAAAGCCACUUAGUGCGGUCUCACCUGUGAUUCAGCUCAGCUCCGUAUUGAUUAUGCAAUUAGCAGGUCAGGCAGAACUGACACUCCCUUUUAGUGAAAGUGGUGCUCAGGGUGUGUUAUUUGUGUUUAAGGUGGUAAUCACGCUCACACAAAUAUUUAAGCGCACAGAAAAACCACUGUGCCUUUGCAUGUUGCACAAAGGGCCUGAAUGUGCAGUGUGUCUUGCAGAACUAAUGUUUGCAUUCAGUGAUGUGUUUUGCAAUUUUGCUCAUAAAAAAAAAAGAACAGAAAAAAGGGUUUUAACAAAGGCUAGUAAACAAUUAAUCAUACAGUUAAUCACAAUUAAUCGCAUACUUAGAACUCUCUGUGACUUCGCUUUUGAAAAAAUCUUUUAAGAUCAAACUGACAACAUUUUAUUUUCAUGGCCACAUUUUAUCUUCAUUAAGCUGUAACAUAAUAAUCGUAAUUCAUUUCUCAUUACAAACUGUCGGUGUUUCCUUAGUUCCUUAGCUCCUCUAUUUUGACUCCUUCAUUUCUUUGUCUGUGUUUGUUUGCACACUAAUCAGAGUUUUGACUGCUUUAUUGAUUUUCUUGGUUUGUUGUUUGUAUUCUGUUUAUUUGUGCUAACAUUUGUUGUAUGAAGUUACAUAUAAAACUAAAUCUAAUUCAUUCAUUGAUUGAUCAGCCUAAUGAGCUGCACCUGUAUGCUUAGCUUAAAGGUGUUAGCUCAAACAGAAAGCACAUUAGAGAUAUUCUAAUUCUCUUUGACAUUUAUUGCAUAUAACUUUCAUAUCACUUGUCAACUGAGCUGUCUUCGAGCUUUUUAAAUUAAGAUAAAACAGUAAAGCAUGGUGGUUUCACUUUUUUUUCAUCAUAGCAACAAAAGGUAGCAGGAAUGCAGGAGUGAUUUAUAUGUAGAUGACAGGAUGGUUUUAGAUGCCAGACAGCAGCAGAGCCUGCAUUCAGCCUGCAGUUUUAUCGAGGUCGACUUCUGUCCAUGAUUUUGUAUUUUUCAAAUGUUAAAUUCCUCUUUUCAAAUUUCACUAAUUGUCAUUGAAAAAUGUAGUUUUUGUAAAAAUAAGAUAUAUUUGUAGCUCAUAAAUCAUAGUGUUCUUGGGGUGAUCAACAUCUUAAACAUACAUGCAUGCAGAGUAUCGAGACAACAUUUGAUUGGGUUUGUUUCCAUCAUUUUAUGACCUUUUAAUUAUUUUUUUAUGUUUUACAUAUUACAUAAUCCAUCUUAACCUAAAAUAUAUCUUAGAUCUAACAGGUUCUUAAAGACUUAACCUGCAAAAUGUAAGAUUUAAUUUGUUUUUCUGCUGUGAAAUUUCUUUUUCAUGUUUCGAUAUUAAAUGAAUGCGAAGUUAUGAGCUGCUGCAUUAACUACUCGUGUAUCUCUUGAUCCCAGAUAAAUGAUGAGAACAGAGACACUUUCACUUAAAAACACAUACUCUCAUCCUUAAACUUUUGUGUCAAGAAAUCUUUCGUGCUUCAGUGUCAUAGCUUACUGGUCUGAGAAGUCUUUGUUGUUGCCUUGCUCAUCAGCAGAUGCAGUGAUCUGGACUGCUGCUUUAUUGGGACCCUUUUGCUCUGACUCUGGGCUCUAUUUUCUUGUUUGCGGGGGGAUACGGCAGAAGGUGGCGGACCCCGCGCAGUGGUAUUUUCGUCUGGCAGAUCCCGGCGUACAGCCAGUUCGGUAUUUUCGUGGACUGAGGCGCACUGAGGUCUGCCAAGCUGGGCGUGGUGGCGUGGCAGGGGGAGGUGUCGACAGAAUCAGCUGGCACAGUGACAUUUUUGUGCUCGCCGGUGUGUAAAGUGCGCUAAAAGCUCGCUGAUUAAAACCUGGUCAGCUUUCAGCGCAGGCGGAGCACAGCUGGUCAUACGUCACCGAUGCCUCACCGGCAGGCUUCCACAGUGUCAGGCACAUUUCAGUGCAAUAAAUAAUCAUCAACAACUAAUAAUCUGAGUCCGCACAUACAUUUAGAUCUAUAGAUAUAUACUGAUUUAAAUCUGAUCUGAUGAGCGCGUUUGGCACGCAUUUGGACACACAACCUGACCAAAUCAACACAGCUGAAACCGCAUAAAAUUAAAUUAAAUAUCUAGUAAAUAGAGACACAUGAUGAAGUUAACAAGAUAUGUAAUUUGUCCCCCUCUUUUUCUUUCUUCCUCUUCCUCUUAUUUCUCGCGCAGCUCGACCUGGAGAUGUCUCUGUGUCCUCUCCCCGUCCUGCUGCAGCUGCUGCUGCGGCGGCUGAACAGAUGAUUUGUUUUAGUGAUCAGAUGAGUUAUUUACUUUAAGCCUACAUACAAAUAUUAUAAUAUUCAGUUUUGUGAGCCAAAUUUAUUUUAUUUGCCAACAUCUAUGAAAGAAAGAGCCAGGCCACGGAGCGCGAUGCGUCCUUUACGCACAGAGGGUUCCGAUUUUAAUGCCAUUAUUGGAGUUAAUGUUGUGAUCUGUGCACACAACCCACCUUUGUCACGUGAGGUUUGAAUAUAUGCAACUUUAUGUGAGUGUCUUUAUUUGUGGAAAAGGGUGUUUGUCUUACCAGUGGGUCCAACAUGACACACACCAAAUCCCUCUGUACUUAUAUGAGACAGUGUGCAGGACGCCCUCUGCAGCGCUUACAUCGACACUUGCUGAGGGGCUGCCUUCUGUCGACAUCGUGUGGCAUUGCUGUCUUCAGACAUCUCUUGAUCUCUUUGACUACUUCACGAAAAUUGUAAUACACCUCGCUGGUGGCGGAUUUAAAGGCAAGGAGAGGAGCUGAUGUUAUUAGUCAAUACAGGUCUCGGCUGUGUUAAACCCACUCCACACCCUCUCUUCUCCCUCCCGACGACUUGCGCCGCUGGGAGGAGCUGAGUUAGGGAGGGGGAUACUUAAGCUAGGCUGCGCCACUCACCAAAAUACCAAAUUGUGCUUGGGAAUGCCUUGUCGGCGCGGCGGACCUGACUUACGCUGCGCCACGUCACCGGCGAAGCACGAAUAUAGAGCCCUCUGGCUUAAUCUUCAAUGUUUAAUGGACUUGUGUUUUAAUGUCUGGAGCUGUAUUUUGUUCCUCGUGCAUUUUGUAAACAGACCUCAGUGUGUCUGAGAGCUGCUUUGUGAGGGUCCCAGAAUGAAACAGUAGUUUCUGCCUUCCAGGGGUGAUGAUGUUUGAACUUGUGCUCUGCCCUUAAACUUGUACCUUGAGUUUGAACAACAAUCUGGUAUUUUUGAAAACAGCUAUUUAAGACAUUUCUUCUAACUUGCUUGGAGCUGUCUCACUGUCAGCUCUCAAGAAUGUUCAACCUUUUGAACUAGACUUUGUUUGGUUAUUUGGGACUUUUUGCCUGCUGUUUGUACGUCAGCUGUUUGAGUGAUAAAUUCGGACCUGGAUUUGUCUGUUGAAAGGGCCCAUAUUUCAGUAAUGAUCAAAUCGUGGUUUGUUGCACAGCCUUGUUUUCCACUAAUUUUGGACAGAUUUUGACCUGUGCCAAAUUCAAUAAUUUCCCUCUGGCUUUGCCCUCCUAACCAAUUUAUCUUGCUUUCCAAAUGAAAGUUUUUGUUAUAUCAAAGUGACAACCUAGGCCACUGAAAAAUGAAGCUUAUGCAGCCGUGCACCAAACUGCACUCCCACAGGUGCCCACUUGAGGCCGACUCGCAAAGCCUAUAAAACAGUAUUCUUCAAAUGUAAAUUUUUACAGCAAAAUUAAACAAGGUAAAUAAGGAUUUUGGACUGUUUUAGGUUGAGUCGCCAUAUUGAUUGUGUUGUUUACUAUUAAUUAGCAUCAUAACUACAGUAUGUCCAUGUUCUGUAGUUCUGGCAUUACAUCAGAAUAAUUUAGAGUGUUUUGUUAAAAAAAUCAUGUCUGAAAUUGUUGGUAUGUCUAUUCCUCUGAUUGUAUUCUGCCACUAAAGGUAUUCAAGAGCAGAAAGGCUAAAAGGUCUGUUUGAACCAGAGAGUAUGAGAUUAGUCUGAUUAAUCAUGAUGGGAUUGGCACCAGCCUGCCAUUAAGUGAACCUCUGCACUAAGAACAGUCUGUCAGGUGAAGUUGCUUUGCCAUUUAUGAAUGACUAAACACAUCUUUAAUUUUGUUACCGGCUCUUAUGGAAAGUAGUCCGUAUAUACAACCUUUCUGAUCCCUUUGUGCAAAGUCAGACAUUGAUACAACAUAGGAAUCUUUUUAGAAAGCAAAUAAAGUUACUUAUUGAUUUAUUUCUGGUUUUUGUUUGUUUUUAUGAAAUUGUUGCUGAUAUUUUACCAAAUAUCUGACAUUAAGUAAUACUUAAGUCAGGUCCUGUGCCCACCACUAGCAGUUUUGUGCUAGUCACACCCACAACCUCACUAUUACAACACUUUUUUCAGUUACCUUUGAAUCAGGCUAAGAUUUGUCUGUUUGUGUCAUACUUGCUUGUAUUCAGUGGAUUUUUAUCCAAACAAUUGAUGGAAAUCAUACUGUAGCUUUAGCAGCAGGUCGAGACCUGAAAAUAGUACCUGUGACAAAGAAAGCGUGGUUGGCCUCUUUUUCCCUAAGAACCUUUGUUGAUGACAAAGUUGGCAUCAGAAGUCUCAGCCCUUCCUGAGAUGGAUUAGUCAGUGAUGGAAAAGGCAGCUGUGCUGUCAAAGUUAAACAAUUUUCAACUGAAUUUGCUGUGAGUGCAGCGACAAAAUUAUCAGUGGGUACAGGCCCUUAUGUUUUAGUUUGUGCUUUGUAUGGGCGACAAGAACAAUCUUUUCUUUCAGUGUUGAAAGUCUCUUAAAAAUAAAAACUUAACAGUUUUGUCAUUGUUGAUGCUCCUCAUUGUGGUUAUUCUUUGAGACAAGAGAAAAGAAGUCUGGCACAGCAGUGAAGAAGCCCAAAAUGUGACGGAUAAGUAAAGGAGAAAACCAUAAGAAGAAUAACAAUCUGGUUAUGUUAGGUUACUAAUUAGAGGAAAAUGUACGAAUCCUUUUAUGACAACAUGUUGUUGAUGCUCUCCUUCGGCUAUCUGCAGUGUCUAAGGUCAACUGUUUGUGCUGUCUUGAUUCCAUUAUUACCUGUACAUUGAACCAAUGUAUUUGGUAACUUGAAAAGUGUUUUUGCAGGGUGUUAUCUCCAACACAUCUAGAUUAAAAUUCAAAUCUCUAGAAUAUUGACUUAUCACCCGCUAUAUAUCAGACCAAAGCAGUGGUUAAAAUGUUUGACCUGUGUGUCUUGAGAGUCUGUGAAUGUUCCUGCUGCCCACCAUGUCCCCUGCCUCUUGUUAAAUGAAUGGUGUGCAGGUGCUAGAGUCUCCUUGUGGGGGUAAUUAAAGCACAUCAUUACAUGGGCAGUUAAAUUGUCACUGUUCUGUUGAACCUGUUUGAAAUGAAAAUGGAGCUCAGCUGGAGGCGGUGCUGUAUUGCUCUCUAGUCAGGCACCCUGUUGCUUUGGAUCAGGAAUCAGCCUGUUAAUGUUUCUGAGGCAUGCCUAUUGCUGUAGUCUGUCUUUUCUGAAGGCAAAUAAACACUCAAAGAAGAAACCCCGAGAACUGAGCUCCAACCUGGUGGUAUCAAACCUUUGAAGUUGUUUCUCACAUGUUCUUGGCUCCUUAGAUGAUGGAGAUUUCUGGUACUCUUAUUUUGCAAACUGUCAGCCUUCCCAGAUGACAAUUUUUAGAUAAGACUACCUCCAUAUUUUGACACAAAAACUUCAUAUCCAUGUUUAGGCAUAAAAAGAGCAGUUUUAUGCAUGCAAGAAAAAUCUAGAAAGCUAUAUCCUUCCACUGCUUGUAUGAUCAGUUACUCUGAGUUUGUUUUGCAGAAAAAUGCAUUAACAGUAUAUCCCAUGAUGAAGUGUCAUGCAUAUCUAUGGUUUGUAUGUGAAGCCAUUUAGCAUUUCUAUGCAAAUGUGCGUGUGCUGGUGUUUGUUUUACGUGGUGCAUAGUCUUGGAUCACGCUGGUUAAUUAGCACCAGGAGGGGAGGGGUUUUGUUGUAUUGGAAGUGCAUGGGUAAUGACCCUGUUGGCAUAGUAGCAGAAUGCUCAAUGAGCCGUGCGUGUGUGUGCACAGCCGGUGUACAGCAGCCAGCCAAAUGCCUUGCCUUCGGUGCGACAUCUCUUGGCACACGACUCUGGCAAGCGACUUGUGUGCAGGAUUCACAGACCCCCACCUCCCUACCCUGCAGAGAUAUGACUGUUAUUCAGUCUGUAACCUGCUUUCUUAGGCUCACAUGCAGUCAUAGUAGAGUAAUGUUGUAAGACCAUGAGUCAUUGAUCAAUGGUGCUUGUCUCGUCCAUCUUAAUCAACAGAAAACUAUAUUAUGAAAUAAUCUGACCAUAUUUACUCAGCUUGCAAAUUAUCCUCUUUUGAGGUAAAAAGGAACAGCUUUGGUUGUUUACUUACUCAGUGUGUUUACUGAGUGCAAAUUUGGGUUUCUUGUUAAAAGAACAAAACUUAUUGGUUAAAAUUGUCUGCUCAAGCUUUAACAACCAAUUAUGGGAUGGAAGAUUGCAUGGCUACAGACCAUAUAGAGCCAUAAAAAAAUCUACAUGGGGACCACGCUCAUUAAGAUAACCUCUGUGAACACAUGGUCAUGCCGCAACAAGAGAACUGAAUGCAAAAAUAGGCCUGUUGUAGACUCACAGUGCCCAGUUACUGCAUGCUUCUUGUUUUUUAUCAAAUAAAAACAUGCUUUCAAUGACUGAUGUCAGUCAGGAACAUACCAAGGUUACAGUCAGUCUGCUUGUAGAACACACAGGCUCAGGAGAAAGAACUGAUACUUCAUUGACCAGUCUGUCUGUGGUGUAUCCAAAGAGAGGGCAAAAUGCUGGUAAAAAGUUAUCAACAUCAGUAUCUGUCGUGGUGCCUGUUGUGACCCUGGAAAUUUUAGAGGCAGCGCCGUCUCUUGGGACUUGGCGUGAGAACUAGUGACUUAGCAAUGCAAGUAAUGAAUCUCCAACUAUUUGGGGUUUCCUGUUGAUGUUCACCCCCUCGUUUUCACAUCUCUCCAUAACCAUGUUCAUUUACAGUUCUUACAUGUGUCUAUUUCUUUCUAUAUUUGUGUGUACAGCACUUUCAGUGACGUUACAAAAACGGAAUUUCCCCUCAGGGUUUUGUGAAGUGUGUCCACUUUGUUCUUCAAACGUAGGAGAUAAUGCGGUCACUUAUGUUGCAUCACCUUAUCAGUCCCAUGGUUGUUACAAGGGUAUUUCUUUUCCAGAAGUGAGAAUGUAACAUUAAUAUUUUGUGUUGAAUCACACUGCUGAAACUUCUUUGGCAGAGCCUGGAGUUCCUCAUUUGGAGUAAGGGAAAGGGAAGGGUAAGGGAAAUUUUUGUUUUGAGGAUAUUCUGGCUGCAAAGUGAAAUUAUAAAAUAUAUUGAAAGCCCUCUUUCAUCUUGUCAUUUUGAGGUUCAAUUCCUUGUAUACAUCACAGUGGACUACAAUUUUGUCUCUCCUGUAUCCUAAGACAAGAAAAGCAAAAAAAAGAAAAAGGGUUAAAAAGGUCAAAAACCUUCCACCUUUUCGCUCACCGCCUGCCAGCAUCAUCACUGCAUUUGCAGGGAUUUUGCCACUGGGGGUCUUUGAUCUUUGCCUAUGAACAGAUUGAGGAGCUUGACCGAAACAGAUUUGGGAGUUAUGUAGUCCUCCCUUUGGGUAGAUAUGAUGGGAAGGUGGUCCAGCGCACAUUCACGGUUUCCUCUUUUACUGGAAAUGUCUAGUUGUGAUUCAGGCAAUGCAGAAUUAAAAAUAUUAGUCUUUUUUGCGCAACUUUGAGGAGGUGUCAAAUAUACCUGACACAAUGUCGUCAGUUUUUUUGUCUUCUUUCAGGAAAGAUGUGCCCGGUUAUUUGCAGGAUCAUUGACAUCAAUCAUGGGACUCUCAUUUUUUUUUAUUUAUAGCACUGGGACAGCUAUUUUUCUUUUCAUGUCCAUAAAAAAUGAUGGAAUAUAACUGCUUGUCAGCCAUAUUUUAAAGGUAAUUCCAAUUACCUGUGUCCAGACAAGGUAUGGGAUACAUCCCAUGCUGUUUGUUCCAGCUGCCCUUGCUAUUCAGCAGAAAUGGUGCAGCUCGGUGCCCUUGCUGGAAUAGUGUAGACUCAGCCCUAGUAAAACCAAAAGCUGGGAUUGACAUCACAGAUUAAUGAAGAUUACAUGCAGCGAUUACUGGCCACGGGAUGAAUCGUGAUGACCUCAUGUCCCAUCAGAAGGCAAUAAAUCAGGAGAUGUCAGUGGAACUCCCGCGAGGAUGAACUGAGAACAGGGGAGAUGGACAUUCAGGUCACCUCUCAAUGACAUGGAAGCCGAAACAGCUCAAGGUUGCAGACAGAUUUUUUAUGCGUAUUGCUUAUUGGUGGAUUUUACCGUCAUUGCAUGGGAGGCAUCAAAAGAGGAUCACUGAAACAACUCUCAAGCCUGAUCAACAUUUAGCAUUUGGGCCUUCUCCAAGAGGCAGAGAAGAGUUAAUCAAACCUCCUUUUUCUGUUCCCUGAAUUGUUGGCAGACUGGGAUUUUUCCUGGGAUUACACACCAGGCCGGGAUCUCAUAUUCUUUGUAUUCUUCGAAUGCAAACAGGCAGAUCGCCCCACAUGCAGAGGGCUGACCCCUCUUUUCAGGGAGAAGCGUGCAGAUCCCAUGCUUAGUGACCCCAACCUGCCCUGGCUUCCACUUCCCACUGCCACCUCUCUCUGCUCCCUGUCUCUCUUUAUUUCACUGCCUCACCAUCCAGCCAUCCAUCCACCACUCAUCUAGCGUGGGAACCUACACCUGUGGCUUUCCCUAGACAUCACCACCACAUCCUCCCCUUUAUCCAAAAUGGACCUUUUCACAUACUCUUGAAGAACUGUAUCAGAAUUUGAUGGACUGAUGACUCUGGGUCAUGUUUGGCCAUGUGUUGUAAGGGUGCCACUUGAUUAUUAGGUCAUUCUGAGUGAAGACAGGUUCACUCAGUACAUGACACACAAACAUCCAAUUUUGUUUCACCAUGCCCCCCUUCAUGACUUGAAAACUAGGAUUUCUCAGAGUAAAUCCUCUAAUCCAUUAGGGGAAGGGCCACCAAGGGUUUUGGAGAUUUGACUGACAGAGGAUUCUUCGCAGUCUCAGUUAUAGUAUUUCACACUGUCAGAUGUAGUUGUGCGCUGAGAAAAUAGGGCAGGUUGAUAAAAUUGGACUGUUCUCUCAGUUAAAGACUCAUGCAAGAACUAUUGGGAACUUUUAGACUGAACUCAUGCAGCCACCCUGGCCAGGCUCAGUAACACACAUGCUGACACUAAUUGUCCCCGUGCUGACUGUGUCUCCUCACUGACAAUGGUUUUGAUUGGGAUGGGGGUGAGUUAUGGUGUUGGGACAAGGGUCUUUGUUCAGUAGCCUUUCCCCCUUCCCUCCCCCACUCCUCCCUUUAUCCCCCCUUGCCCAUCCAUCUAUCUUGUUCCAACCAUUUGGGCAGCUGUCACUUAAUCCAGCUAAUCACAGACUGGGAUGGUCUGUGGGAAACCAGGCUAGUCCGUGGCUUUGCUCAACCCCAUCAUACACUGACUCAGGGAUCUAUUUAGCCAAAUGUUUACAACAUGUUGGCAUGCGAGCAAGCCUGGAUAUGAGGUAACCCUUAAAGGUGGAGGUCACAGUAUGUCCACCUGUUCUUUCUUUGAUGCCCCUCAUUAUGUAACACAUGCAAACUCUUCCAGUACACUAUUGCAAGAACCUCUGCAGCCAAUGCAUGCUCUGCCACUCAUGAUUUCUCUUGUAUGCAUUGGCACAUGCAUACAUCCACCCACAUGCUCAGUCUGGGGCAGCUAGCCCACCCUUUUGUGGCGGGGGGAGGGGGAAUGGGUGGAAAGGUCAGAAGCCGAGCGACAUGUCAUGGGAUGAUCCACGUUCAUGUCAAAUAAUCCAUCUUCCAGGCUGCAUCUGUUGUGCGUCUGCAGUUGGAUGGGUUGAUGGAGCUUCUGGCAACAGCAGCACAAGCAUUACCCUUCACCAGAAAACCCCCAGUCUCACUCCUGUACUUUCUUUCUUUCUUUCCCUAUUCCUCAUCCACCUCACCAACCCCAGCGCUCUUUCCCCUAAUGCCUUACCAGUAGCUCCAGUCUCAAACAGCUGUACCCCCCAUGUUCAAACUGUAACCCAAGCCCUUUAGCUCACCCCUGUCCCGUCAUCUUCCAUCCCCUUCUCUUGUCACCCAUGGUCUUCCACAAUAACACUCCCCUCCCCUUCCUCCCGCCACCACCCGCAGCCAGACAAGCCUACUUAAUCCCACAGCCCAGCAGCAACCAGCCUACCAGCUUGUUGGUCCCCCAGAUCAACAACACAGACUGACACACACACACACACACACACACACACACACACACACACACACACACACACACACACACACACACACACACACACAUUUCCAAUACCCCUCCCUGUGACUUCUGUUUCCCUGGUCAUUGAAUUAACUGCAAGUCCCUCAAAUAGUAGCCUCACGCUUUUUUUUUGUACCACCCCCCCCAUUUCAACGUCCUAUCAAUGACAUUACAGUAGAGGUCACAGCAGUCACAUUGUGGCUACUACAACUGUCACUUGUGGUGACGUAAUGGGUGCUAUUUAGGUCAGCUGGUUGCCUAGCAGUGUGCCCUGCAGCACACCGGCUAGAUUACUCCUGUGCUGCUGGUUAGCUUGGUUAGUUUCCAUCUCUGUGUGUGUGAGUGUGUGGAUGUUUGUUUACUGUGCAAAAUACUCAUGUUUUUGCUUUAUGAUGUCAAAUUCUUAUACUUUAAAAAAGCAAACAACUCAGGCACCUAAAAGAUAUUAGAGUGUUUAUUUAAAUGAUGCAUGUGAUAGUUGCAUACAAAGUCUGGGCUUUUGUACUGCUCAUGGUGACGAGGUGCAAAUUAGCACUAACUGCAAUUAAAGCGGCAAUUUAUUCAAUAUUUUUAUUGUUGCGUUCACAAUGAGUCAUAUGAUAGCAACAAACGGUUCUCCUGCUUUUAAUUUCCCUCAAGUCAAUCAAAUUGAAAUUAUUUUAUAAUAACCACCACAACUCAAAAGCUGUAAGUAAUUGUUGGUGUGUCUUGAUUGCUUAUAUCUUGAUGCAUUACAAUACUACAAAGACUUAAUUUUGCAAGGCUAACAUUGGCCUUGGUGUUUUUUCCAAUAUGCUGAUAUUUACUCUCAUUUUCAAAACAUCAUGGUUACCAAUAUACACACGAUUGAUAGUAAGGAACAUACAGGCUUUCCUGAACAAGGGUUUACCUGUCACUCUUAUCAUGAAAGUCUUUUUGUGGACAAAGCAGUGUUUGCUUAUCUGCUCCUCUAACUACUUGAUUACUGUCUUUUGACAGAAAAUUUCAUCUUGCUGACAGUUACUUAUUACAGUUAAAUGUAUUGUUAAUUGUGAAUAUUUUUGUGGACACUGUAAAGAUAUAGUUGUUUCUACAGAUGCUUGGCUGACACCUGCCCCUUUGCAUUGGUUUCAGGCAUCAAAACUACGAUAUAAAAGUUGUAAUUCUUGUUGCUGAUGGUUUUGUUUGCUUUCUUAUAUCAUGGAAAGGCUUUAAAAAAAAAAAAAAAAGCAAAAUCAGUCUUUCAGUCACAGAGUCGCGCGUAGGUAUUUUGAGAGUUUUUUGGGUUGGAUCAAGUGUUUUUUACAUGCUUCUAACUCAGUAAGUCCACGCCACACAAACUCAAAACUUCCAUAUAAAACCCCGGACAUUUACAGGACAGCCCCCCAAAAAGAGGACAUGUUUGGUUAAAAGAGGGCGUAUGGUCACCCUAGAUAUAAUGCUAAUUUUGACAUGAGCUGAUUGGAUGCAAUGGAAGGUAAUCAGUUGGAUUGAUAGCUGAUAUUGGCUGGCAUUUACUCAACUGAUGUGUUGUGGGCUAAUCUUGACUUGUUGCCUGCCUGGACUAACACUCUACCAAGUGAAAUUCAAACUACAAAACCAAUGUUAUGUUUUUGUGGGAUCAAUAGAAAAGGACAAAGGUAUGAUGACAUCUGAGCAUUGUUUUAGCGCUCUUAAUGGACUGGCAACAUAAAAAGGGCUUCAGCCUUUAAAACCAGUGCAACACAGUCCAACAUACGGGUAACUUCUUGCUGUUCUAGCAUCAGAUUUAUGUAGUUAAAGGCCUACAUUUAUUCUUAUGUUAGAUAAAAAUCUUCCAGAAAAAUACAUUACAUACAUGCUUACAUAGCUUGCCAGUGGCCUGCUAAUGACAGGAAUUUAUUCAUAAGGACAUUAUCCCAGGCAUUUUGCUCUUCCUAUAGGUCUCUGUCUCCACAUUUUAGUCCUGCAUUCUAUCUUGGCGUAUUCCCACAGUUGUACUUACUGUAUCUGGCUCCCCUCAUCUCUGAAUCAUUGGGUUUCACAGGCUGUGUAACUCAAGCACACCUCCUAGUAAGAGGACAGAGUUUCAUACAAGACUCUGUAGUAGCAAUGGAAUCAAUUUUUGCAUCAUCCUAGAGAGUGUGUGUUUGUGUGGAUUUGUGAGAGCAGAGGCUUGCAGGAGAGUUGCAUGACUAUGGCUUACAAAAUCAUUAUUAUUCUGUCAAUAUUAUGAAGAGAUUAUGAAGAUAGGUAAAGGUCACUUAUCUUUGUUAUCUAAAUGACAAUGAGACUUUCUCUCAAGAUCCCUUUCUCAAACUGGGACUCUGCAAAUUCAUGCUUCUCAUGAACCAUCAUGUAAAAAAGCAUUCGACCAGGUGAAGUAUUUUUAACUUGUAUGUUCUGUAUGCACUUUGAGACAAAAUUUGGUAACGUAACAUUAAAGCACAUGGACACAUGAUUGUGUCAUCUCGGGAUUGGUGUUGCUUCAAAUGAUUGAAACAAUGAAAUCAGCCAAAGUUACUGGGCCCUUAUUUCUCAGACUUUGUGUUAGAGACACACACAAAAAAAAUCAAAGCCAAGAUGUUUUUUUCCAAUUUCUCCAAACUUGACUAAUUCCCUUCUUCCUGUCUCUCCAGCGGACGUACACUUUGAUCGUUGAGGCCUUUGACUGGGACAACGGCACACGAAACAGUAAGUCCAAAAUUCACUCAUAUGUCAGUGUACAAGCGUAAAAAUUGUGUUACUUCUGUUGGCUUCUGCUGAUGGGAAUAAAAGUGGUCAGUAACCUAAAAGGAUUUUCUCUUUGUUUAUUUGUAAGCUUCUGCCGGCUAGCUGUCUAGUUCUAUGUCCUACAAAGAUGCAAUGACCAGCAGAGGUCUAUUUUGUAAUGCAUAGUGGUGGGGCAAUUCGGCUAGUCCGACAGAAUUCGAAUUGGUUUGAUUCAUCUUUCUUUUAGAUCCAGCUUCUUAGAUUUGACUGCCUUCCUGGGCUUAAUUGGUACAAACUGAAUGUCUGUAGUUUUAACCAUUUGCUGGAUGGCUCUCAUGAAUCAGCAAAUUUGUUUGGAAGGCAUAAGGAUAAAACCAUAAAAAAUAAAGAUUAGUCAUUGAUUUAGGAUGGCUGUAAUCAAUCACUGACUUUGGGACAUGAUACCGUAUGAUGCAAUGCACUACGAUAUGAUAAGGUACAAUAAUAUGUAUGGUAAAAAUCUCAGUGCUGGGUUCACAAAACAAUUUCUCAACUUUAUAUGGAGGUUGUAAGAAGUGGUUCCUAGAACUGUGAUCUGUGAUGUUGCUUUUUUACUGCCUCAAGUUCAGGCUACUUUUUUUCCACUUUGGUUACAAACAUGCCUUUAUUUUGAAAGUACACAAAGGGACUUCCCCUAGAUUGUAAAAUUACAAGAUUAGAUUAAAACAGCUAAAAGAAAAAUCAAUAGUCAAAAAUAGUUAUCAUCUUCAUCUGCUACAAAUGUAUGACAUGUAAUGAUGCCAAACAUGGAAAGCCAGAGACAGAAAGCCUCCUCGACUGAUUAAAAAAGUAUCAACAGUCAUGUUUUUUAAUCUCAAUCAUUUUCAUCAGACACUAGUUCGUUUUGGGUAUUCAAAAGGGGAAAAGGGUGAGAUUGUGUUCUUGCAUGGAGACUUUCAGUGCAGUUUUAAUGUAUAUGUGCAGCUCUCGCUACCCUGCCAGCUUCUGUAUGGUAGCUUAGCUAAGCGGUAGCAGUGUUGUCAGUAAGGGUUGGAUGGAUUGACUGCCAGAACCAAUUCACUCAUAACACCCCUCUUUCAGUAACUUAUUGUUUUAACACAAAAUUGACCUGAUGGCAUGAUUUUCUUUAAAGGCAUGAUUAUAACUGAAUGAGGGAGACAAACUGGCACAUCUAGACUCAGCUGCCUCACAUACUUGGCACAUUAAAAAGCUGUCUUGCUGAUUGAAGCGCCAUCUUUUGGGUAAGAUGUUGUAACACAGUAGACCACUUCUCCCUGCCUUUUAUACUGCUGUAUUGGUUGCAUUGUUGCAUAGAACACAGUUUGCUUUUCAGGUAAAUAGGUGCGUCUUAUACAUCAGACUUUUUCAAAUAUAAAAAGUGUAAGCUGCAGCCCACACAUAAUUGAGUUGUGGGUAUAUAGGCCUUCCUGUGCACAACAGUAAAUCAGUUACACCUCACUUACAGAGACCUAAUUGAAUGUGUCUAACCUCUCUAGGUAGCAGGUUGAAAGCAUGCUGUACUGUAAAGAUGCUUCAUAUAGAACAGUCUGUGGUUCUCUUUUAGCAAUGCAGACUACGACUUGGCUAGUUGUGACCAGCUGUAUCCUGUUUUCCUUUGCUUAUGUCCGCUGGGUGGACUCCUGUACAACCCUCUUUCCCGUCUGAGAGCAGUAGCUGAGUCUGGGAGGAAGAGGACCCAUUCAGGUCUAUAAUGUCUGAAUGUGCGGACUUAGCUUUGAUCUGCAGGGACAGUGGCAUAUUUCACAUGUCUUUACAAUACCUCUCUGUAUGUUCAGGCAUAUACAUGAAUGCAUUUAUAAACUGGACCGCUUCGUCUGAUCCAGUCCGAGCUUGUUCCUUAUUUAUAUGAGGUCAUUACAUCCUGUUUUGUCCAUAACAUCAAACGCACUUCCACUUAUGAAUGCAGACAAUGGGGAAGAAAUAGAUUUGACAUCACAGCUCUUUGAUUAGACUGCUGCAGCCCUGUGGAGUCUCUGAUUGUGCCCCAGGUCUGCUGUAAUUGUGUGCAUUUACAGUAAUUAGUUCUGAUGGUUCUGAUGGAUGCAAGGCCAGGGUGUCGUUUGAUGAACCAGCCAAUUGAGUCUCUGCCAACUUGUCAGUCUUAGCCAGCGAGAUAGAUGCACUUUGAGUGUUUAGACACAGGGUGAAAGCAAGACCAGCUCUACCACAUUCAGUCAUUUCAUGGAUACAAGAGCAAGAAAGAUCCUCCUUUUUUUAUUCUGCCUCAAAGUCGAUCAAGUUGAUAACAGGGAGCUCAGGCAGGUUGGAUUCUUCUUUUGUUCAAAAGCUCCCUGAGUCUUCCUUUAGGUCACAGACAUCAGCUGACUGCAUCCGUGAUGUCAUGAGUUCAAGGAAACCAAACCUCAGGAACAAAUGCUUCUUUUAACCCUGUGUGGGAGAUAAUAAUCUCCCCCUGGUGUCAAACCUCCAGGGUCAAAGUGAGGAGAUGCACAGGUUGUAGACUGAAGGCUGCAGGUGGGACAGGUCUGCAACAUGGAUUUUGUUUUUGAGGUACAUUAAACAUGGACUUACUCUCAAUAGUGCCAUCAAUUGGUUUCCAAAAAGGCGUUGUGAAGCAGAAAGAUGUAAACCAUGACACUCUGAAAGGGCCAAAAAUAUCUCUUAUUUGGUGGAUUUAUGGCUGAAGUUAGGGCAUGGCUCCAAGAAGCUUUUCUGUUAGUGUCAUUGAGCCACAGUCACCUCUCUGUAGCAGCCUCAUGUCAAAUGUAAAUUGUUGUUAAGGCCUGAAGUGUGUGCUGAUUUUGGGGCAUGUUCAGGCCCUUAAAAAUGAUGUAUUAUAAAAGGGGAGAGUGCAGCAGAUCUAGAUUGAAGCGCAGACCCUGAUUGACAGACCAAACCCUGUCAGACUGUGGAUCUUCUCAUAAGUCCUGAGUCAGCAGCAGCAGCCUCUUGUCUCGUCCUACGUAAGAGCUCUCCAGUGAGUGAGUCUGUCUGUCAGUGAGAUUGCUCUCCUCCAGCGUCACGUCCUCCAGUGUACCUCUCAUCCCUUCCCCCCUGUGUCCUCAGGAAAGGCGGCCGGCUGUUUUCCUUGUGUUUAUCGAGCAGGAAGUGGAGUGGACUGGGCGGCCCGGCUCAGUGUUUAGACACCGAUGCAGCAGAGCCGCUCAGGCCUGGGGCCCAUUGUUCUCUAUCUGGCAACGACCGGGGGUUAUUUCUGUUAUUGUUGCUUAAUUCAGUCAGACAUUGUGUCAGUCCCCAGCAGAGGAAGGUGUGUGUGUGUGUGUGUGUGUGUGUAUUCCUGCUUGCUCUCUUCUACAUGUCCAUGGUGCAUUGCAGCCUAAAGCCAUGGAGGAGAGGAAAUCACAGACCCCCUCUCUGCACACAGAUUGUUUGCCAGUUUUGAUCCCACUGUGAUAAAGAUUGCUUUCUUUUUGGAGGCCGGCACUGCAGCAAGCCCCACAGACGAAGAGCAACAUUCAAUGUGAGUGCUGCUGUGCCGAAGGCUAAAUGGUAGCAACCUCUCAUGACAUGACGGUGCACAUACAGAGAGCUGCUUAAUGUGUCCCAUCUCCAGGAAAAAAAGAUCAAUUUGCAGGCAAUGAAUCUCAAUUGCAUGCUUAAAAUUCAGAGGGUACCUUGCACACACACUUUUUGGUAUCAUAGCAUCUGUCUGCUGAAUAGGAAUGUGCAGCACAGUCUUGUAAAGAAGUGGUUUAACUGCAGAAUAAAAGACAAAGUCAGUUUCAAAAAAAUCAAUGAUACGGCUUCUUUCCAGGAGCAUGAGUGAUCAUGUUGAGGUUUCAUUUAUCCGGUCCACCAUUCAGAUCAGAACAAAGUAUGAGCAGUUUUUGAUUGGAUUUGACUGAUGAGUCUCCGUCUGUUCUGGUUUCAGAUGAGCAGGAGCUGUUGAUUGAACGUGGCACUCACACAGGUAUGAUCAACCCCGGGGACCCCUGGCAGACCAUCCGGCAUGACGGACCAGUGGCUCGCCUCAUAUAUCGUAUCAGGGUACGGUGUGAUGAAAACUACUACAGCAGCAAGUGCAAUAAGCUGUGCGUCCCCCGUGAUGACUACUUUGGUCACUACCGCUGUGAGGCUUCAGGGAACAGGGUGUGUCUGGACGGCUGGAUGGGCACGGACUGCAAGACAGGUGAGCUGCUAUCUUAUCUUUUAUAGUCCAAGCUGUGUCUUACAAACGGGGAGGAAGUGCGUCGUGAUCUCCCUGCAUGUGUUAGACAGCAGCAUCGAGGUUGUGCUUGUGGUUGGUGUCUGAGAGAGUGGGAGGCCUUAAUAAAUCACCACACUGACCGUGGAAGACGAAGGGUGAAAGGAGGAGGGAAGAAGAGAGAGGCUGGCUUGUUUUAAGAGGAGGGGGAGUGUUGUACAUGCAGGCUAUAAAGUUGUCCCGUCUUAAACACCCCUCAACCCCCUCCAUCCCUGUCAGGGUGCCAUGAAUUCUUGUUGCACUUGUUAGAAAGAUGGUAAAUAAACCUGCUCUUCCUCCUAUCUCAUCUCCCUGCCCUCUCUGGUCCUGUGUUUAUAAGAAUUAUAAGGAAAUGCAUUGAGACGUGUUUCCCAGCUGAAUUAUCCUUUUUCUUUUUUUCUCAGCGAUCUGCAGGCAAGGCUGCAACCUACUACAUGGCGGCUGCGCUAUCCCAGGAGAGUGCAAGUAAGUCCAGCUUGAAAAUACUCUCUCUUUGGUAUUUAUGGUCUUUCAUGUACUGCUACAACAAAUUUUGUGCUUCUUUUUUAGACCUGUCUCGAGUGCAUGUAAUUCUAGGCUCACUUUUUUUGCAGAAAACACAGCUGUAGUCAUUAAAAUUUGGUCUCCAAAGUGCAAAAGCUGCUCUCUGUUAUAGAGAAGGUGGUGAUUGUAAAGGAAAACAUUGUUGAAGGUUUUCUUAAAGAGAAGGUUACUGUGGGAAGAAGAGCAAAGAUGGUUCAAAGUAGGAGAAAAAGGCGAUUACUGUAACAGAAGAGGUGGGAUCUGUAAGAAAGAGGUGGAUAAAUGUGGAUAAAAGAGGAUAGAUGUGGCAGAAAAAAAGUUUUUGUGUCAGAAAAAGUUUCUGUUUUUGUAAAUUAGAAGGGGCUAAAUGUGGUUUAUGCAACUGAGAGGGUGAUAACUGUGACAGAAAAGGGAUAUUUGCAAAGAAAUUAAGGGCUGUGAUCAAAAAGAUGUUUUGUGUAAGAGAAAGUGCUCUUACUUGAUGAAAGACGGUGUUUUUCCAUUACAAGAAACUUGUCUCUGUGUUAAGAAGUUGGUUUCUGUUUCAAAGAAGAUAUAUUUAUAUUCAUUGAUGGGGCUACUUGAGGAGAAAAGUGUUCGUGUGUUCAGAAGUCCACAAAACACUGAGUAAAAUAAGCAAAAGAAAUCAGAGAAGUUGGUACCCAGAUGCCAAAUAGAAACACCUCCACUUGUCGUGGCCUGUUGUUUUUCACUUCAGCCUCUUUCUUCCCUCGUGGGCAUCUCCACCUCUCUUCAGAGGGAAAGGGCAACACUGCACCUGCCUUUAUGUAUUUUUAGCCACCUGAAAUCCUCUGUAGAAUACCAAGCACCUCUCGAGCUCGGACUGAAUAAAAGGGAGUGUUCGGAGUGUGAAUUUGACCACUGUAAACGUGCUAGGAAUGGUCAUAUCCCCUCCCCAUCUGCAUUGCAGUGCUCCUUGAAGGGCAGGGGGCAAAGAAAGGAAAUGAAUCUCCCACUGUGUUCUGUGCUUUUCCCCCCAAAGGUGGAAAUAGAUAAAGUGACGUAGAAUGGUCCCAACAGGUCCACAUUUCAGGAUGUGGAACAUCCCUUCGUCAUUUGUAAACCCCCUCCCUCCUAUCUGCCAGAUGCACGGAGACACUCACCUCCCACGAUGAGGAAGAAGAGUUUUGCCCAGAGCCGCACAAAAACAGGGGAUGACCAGUUUUAGGAAACUGCCUCACAUAUUUUCAUGUCUGUUCGGAUGAGUAGUCUGCAUCCUUAUUCCACUCAGCAGAUAGACAACAGCGGGAAGCACCUUAUUCCUUCAAAAACGUCAAGCCCCAGUCAACAGGAAAAGUGACAUGAAUAGAAAAGCAGCAGCAGAAGAAGAAGAGGAAUCUUCCUGCAGCGGCAUGAAUUUAAAGAAGCCUCAGGUCACGAAAGCUGGCGUUAAAUCCCUCGCCAGCUCUCCUUUUUAUUCCCUCUAUUUCAUCACAGCUUUAUGGGCCGUGCCCUGUCCGCCGGCGCCUUUGUAAGAAUCACAAAAGCUGCUAUGUGCCUGUUGUAACACUGCUGAUUGAGGCUUUUUAUUAGAAAACAUUAGGCUUGUUCUAACAUAUUUCUUCAAGGCUUGCCAUGUCUUUCAGAACCUUUUUAGUUCAAGGCAUUUUCACCACUCUCAACCAUUUUCAAAGCUGUAGAUUUACGUAUUAGACUCAAGUUUCAUUCAGUCUUCACCUGUAAGUGGUUGGUGAGUGAUUAUGAUGUCAAUGUGACUAAAAAUUAACCCUCAUGACGUGUCUUUCAAUCCCUUCAAGCCGAAAAAGCAGUUAUCAGCUCUCCUUGCCAAAGCCCUGUUAGCGUUAUUGCUACAUUGCUGUCAGACCCUCUGAAGCUAAUCAUAUACAGUGAAGGAAGCAUGUCAAGUAUCCCCCCCCCCUUCCUUCAGCUCUUCACAGAGACAGCGGUGCCGUCUGCAGGAGCCUCAAAAUAGCAGUCAAUUGACAAGACAGCUGGGGCGACGAGACCGCAGCCUUGGAAUAGCCAAGCGCCGUCGUGAAGCAGCAGUCGUGUGCGCGUACACACCGUGUAUACACACAGCCGUCUCUCAGAAACGCAAUGCCACCCUCUCGGUCCUUAGCCCCAGACUCAAACCCAGAGCACAGGGAGCCGGUGGAAGUAUUCUUAACCCCUCCUGCCCUGGAAUGUCACUCUCUGCUAAGAUUAGUAUGCAAAAGGCCUUUGGGUGGGACGACGCAGAUACACAGAGAGGUGUGUUUCCACUGCCAGCCAGGUUGAGAUCCACAGUGAUUUAGAAGUUAGCAAGAACACCAAAUACAAAGUAAGAACUAAAAGAUCUAAUGUCGAAAAUAUCAAGUAGGAGGAUUUAGGACAACAUUAACAAUACACAUGCAUGUAGUACACAGUACAUCCUCAAAACUCCUGAAAAAAUUCCUGACAUUUUCAGGAUUGGCAGCUAUGUCAAUUUUUCCAAUGAAAAUGAUGACGAUAACUUUAUUUAAAGCACAUAAUUUUCAUGACUAAAUAGAGACGAUGAUAGAAAACAUAAGUGGAUAUGGGAGGGCUUGUCUCAGGACGGUCUUGUCUCACCUUGCAGGGUUCAGAUAAGAAUCUGAGGAGGACCUCACCAGCUCUGCAGUCCUUGCAGGAUAGAAAGUUGCUCCUCUCUACUCUAGUUUAGAUGUCCCCUUAGGCUGCUGUCUUGUCUUUCUAACGUCUUGUUUAAAUUAAUAAAUGGUUAACAAAAAAAAAACAAAAACUGAUGAUACUCCCAAACUCUAAAGAUGAGUCUGAGAUGAAAACAAAUAUUUUGCCACAGUGUCAACAGCCAGAGGUGAAAUGUGCCCUAACGCCGUGGAUCGAUAUGAAAGGACAAAACAUAUGUGACCAGGUUGUCCCUGGUGUUGCUUUUGCUGGGGAUUUUUGACCAGUCAGAAUAAAGUGUCUCACAAAGCUGGGUACUAGUAACAAAAAUAAACAUUAAAGCUCCUGUGAGGAUUUUUAAUUUAGGAAACCGGAAAUGAACAGUGAUGUAUUGUAGUUUUUCAUGUCUGAAACUGCUGUGAGGGGUAAGGUAUACGUAAUAGCCUGUCCCCCCACAGGGGGCACCAGAAUCAAAACACAGACCUAAAGUUACUUACCGCAACUUUAAUAAAAAUACCUCUUACCUUCAUAACCACAUUAUUAACAUUAUUAAUAUUAUUAAUAAUUAUUAUUAACACAUCAUUUAACAUUUGUGUGUAAGCUAGAGGAAAAAAGCUACAAAAUCAACAUGCCAGACGAUGAUGUCGUAGUUCUGGAGAGAGAGAAAGUAAAGGUAGUUUAGUGUAAGUGUGUGAUAUUUUAUUUCAUGCUGUGUUGUCUGUGUCUGACAGGUGUAGCUAUGGCUGGCAGGGCCAUUUCUGUGACGAAUGCAUGCUGUAUCCCGGCUGUGUCCAUGGGACCUGCGACAUGCCAUGGCAGUGUAACUGUGAGAGGAACUGGGGAGGUCUGCUGUGUGAUAAAGGUAAGGAAAUGUGCUUUUUUCCACUCUUGGUCUGUUUGUUUUUGAUGAUAUUUCAUCACCUCCCACGCAAGACACUGGCAGAGUCCCCACUCUCAUCAUGCUGAACAUCCCUUUCAGCUACAGUUUCCUGUAUCUGAUGAGUAACAAGUGAGCAAGAGAUGAGACAGAAAUGACUCCUGAAGACGCAGCAUCUCUCUGUGAAAAAUACUGCAACAGUCCUCAGCCUGUCUGUAACUUUUAAUUGGCUCAGGGUUUAGUCACUUUUUUGCUUGUAGCAUCAGGCUGAAGAGUCAAACAUGUGAAGCAUCACAUUUUAAGAGCACCUGAGUGAUUUUUCCACUUUUUGUGUGCAGUUGAAGUAGCUACUACAGUGUUGAACAAUUCAAGAUUUGGGCUUGUCCUGUGAUUUAAAGUUCUAAAAAGAAAUUUUCAGGAGUUAAAGCUCCUGUGGGGAGUUUUUUGACAUUUAUAGAAUAGACUGAAAUUCAUUUUGAUGCUUGUUUGAUAUACAAAAUUAAACACGACCAUCAGCAGCAAGACUGAUGAUUCAUGUGUUGUAAUUUGAAACACCUGAGACUAAUACGAGAGGGGAAGUGUCGGCCAAGCAGCUGAAGAAACAGCGCUGUUAUUAAAAUAACUAUGAUAAGUGAUACAGUUGACUUUCAAAAGGCAGCAGAAUGAGAUGUUUGGUCAGAAGAAACUCCUUCAGCAUCCAAAGGACAAGGUAACUGAAGGCUGCCUUGUCCACAAGGGGCACCAUUGACAAAAACUGAAAGUUCCCUACAGAAGGCGGAGCUGGUGUGAGCUUGUAGCCUCCCGGCAAACAGCUACGACAACACACCUGUCAAUCAACUGAGCCACGCCCCGAUAAUGAAAACCUAUGAAGAAUUUGUUGCCUUCUCAUCCUCUCUAUAAAUGCGUAUUUAUGAAUACACCUCCACGCAUUGUGUACCAACCAGUGCUGCUGAGUCAGCAAACCUGGAGUCUGAAUCAAGUGUAGGUCACCAAAGAUGAAUCCAGGUCGAGUCAGAGUCAUGUCCAAGUUUUCAACAUAAAUCUUAUUAUUCAUCAUAAAUAGGGUGGCUGUUAACUCCAAACUUUUUCCUGUAUCACUUGGACUUGGAUUUAAGUCAUAGAUAUAAGAACUAGGCCUAUAAUUCUCGUUCUGCUAUAGGCAGCAGUUUUACACCACAGGUAACAUUGAUUUUAGGUGUAUAUGAUGCGUUUGUUGUAAGUAAACAUGCACUGAUAAAUUGGCAGGCCAAUCGAUCAGCACCGAUUUCCUCAGUUUUGGGGGAUUGGUGAUCGGCUGAUCCUUACAUAUGAAACCGAUUUUAUCCACCGAUCUUAUCUACCUCAGCAAAGGUCUGAAAGUCAGCCGUUGUAGCCGUUGUACUUAACUUACUUCCUCAAACCUUGUGAUUUUCUUUAUUUCUAAAAGCAAGAUGUCAGCGAAUAAGUUAGUAGAAAAAACAAACAUCAGAGUAAGAAAAUGAAAUUCAUCAGCUGCUGAUCUGAGAGAGAAUUUUUUCAUAGUUUCUGACUAAUUUUUUUUUUUCACAAAUAAGAAAUACAUGACAUUAAACAGAUUUGUUUUAGUAUUUAAGAGUUUCCAUGAUUAAAUAUUUCCAUGCUCUUCGUUAACACAGGAGUUAACACACAUUCACAUUAGACCUGACUCCUCUCUGCUCCACUGUGAGAGGAGAACAGCAGCUGGAUAGUUUUACUGCCUGUGAGACCCGAGCAGCAGCAGAGACACUCGAUCUGCUCUCGUCUCUUCGUCACUGAGGGCUCUUUGGGGGAUGAGAACGGGUCCGAAGAUCCCAGGUGGAGACAGAUCCCUGCUCUUUUAUUUACCAGCCUGUAUGCAGAGCUGGCCUUUAAGCCUGAGGAGAGUGAGCUGGGAUCACUUAGUUUAGUGGAGUUUGUAAAACAGAUGGACAAAAAACACUGGACAUAUAAAGGUCUUACAGUGCAUUUCAGUAAAAAACAAAUUUCCACAAAGUUAGGGGUCUUAGCCUUGAUGAUAAAUGCAGAUUAACGUGUAUCAUAGUGGGCUGAUUCCUCAAGACUCUCAAAACCCCAAAAAGAGCAAAUGACUGUGAUCUGCUGAUGUGACGUGCUGCCUCAUACUGUUCAUUUCCUGUCAGAUCUCAAUUACUGCGGUCGACACCAGCCUUGUGUAAACGGAGGGACCUGCAUGAACCCUGAACCGGACGAGUAUUUCUGCACCUGUCCACAGGGAUACUCUGGAAAGACCUGCCAGAUUGGUGAGAGACCAUUUUUAUAAGGAUGGGUCUUUAGUGCAUUCAUUAAAUGCACAAAAAGCCUUGUCAGUGUUGACCUCCUUCCCCUUAUUUCAUCACCUUGAACAUGUGAAGAUAAAGAAUAUUUUGACCAUUAAUGCGCCAGUGUGGGAGUCACCUUGUUAACUUCUUUCUGGGACAAAAGUUAAAGUUCAGUUUGGUUUUCUGUCAUUCUUGACGAGUUAAAGAGGAAGUGUUUGGCUGGGGUUUUCAUGGAGCAAAUACAAGAGCAGUGUCCGAGUAGAUUGAUAGUUUCUGAAAUACUCGGACCAGCCCAUGUGGCACCAACAACCAGAGUCACUUUAACCCUUUCCUUCAUCAUUUUUAUACUUAGUUUGAAAUUCAGCAAACCCUCUUGACCACAUCUACAUGCCGAGAUGCAUUGAGUUGCUGCCAUGUGAUUUCUUGAUUAGCUAUUUGGUAAAUAGUUGAACCUAAUUAAGUGAACGGUGUUAAUGACAACAAUGCGUUUCUCUCUUCUGACUGCACCCGUCUUUCUACCAGCUGAGCACGCCUGCACGUCCAAUCCCUGUGCUAACGGUGGGACUUGUCAUGAAGUGGACACAGGGUUUGAGUGCCAGUGUCCACCAGGCUGGGAGGGUCCCACCUGUGCUAACAGUGAGUGACAUGCUCUAUUUACAUUUGAAUAAACUCUGAAUAAGGUUCAACGCUUUAUUAAGCUGUGAUGAAAAGAAGUCAGAAAUAAGUUGAUGUGUGUUUUCUCAGAUUUGGACGAGUGUGCCUCCAAUCCCUGUACUGAGGGAGGGACCUGUAUCGACCUGGAGGACGGUUUUGAGUGCAGGUGCCCUCCACAGUGGGAGGGGAAGACAUGUCAGAUCGGUAAGACACAAUUAUAGUUUCUGUAGAAAGACAUGUGUUGCAGUUAUUUCUUUCCUGUUUUUGCACUGUGUUAACUAAAUAAAAAUCCUCUGGGAUCCAGUUCAAGUGCAGCCCUCUGCUCAGGAUAACUGUAUUCAGAGAUUUAAACAUGCAACCAUCAACCUGACUCUGUCUGCCAGAGUACAAGCCGUCAAUAUCCUGCCUGAGCUGGCAGCUGCUCUGCCGCCUUUUUUUCCUCAAUGACUUUAUGAGUCGCGAGUGAGCGCGUCUAUAUCUGGCUGUUUGUUUGUCGCUGAUGGUAGCAUUCAUUUCCAUGUACCCACCACCCCGACAAGCGGACGUGACUAACGUGAAGCCAGGAAAUGGAUUACGAGCAGUAAACAAAGUUGGGUUGUGUGUGUGUGUGCGUGCGUGUGCAUGUGUGUGUGGAGGCAGAGGGGUUGGAGGUAGGAAAGAGAUCCAGGAGUUCAGUGUCACCUUACCAGCUCAGGUCUCAGCUUUCAGGCAGGCACUGGCCUCCUGUCUUACCUGAUGAUUGUGUGUGUGUGUGUGUGUGUGUGUGUGUGUGUGUGUGUGUGUGUGUGUGUGUGUGUGUGUGUGUGUGUGUGUGUGUGUGUGUGUGUGUGUGUGUGUGUGUGUGUGCGCGCGCGCGCGCGCUUAGAGUUUAAGGUUUCAGAGACAGGUGUGUGAGUGAACACAGCAGGACUCCCUGCAGACUGCCCCCCUUUUGAAUAUUUGAGCAGCUCUGUUUUUCUUUCUAGUUUCAGCUCUUAAAUUUAAGCGUUAGCUUUGCCUCAAAGAUGGAUUUCUGGUGUCUUUUCUGUCUCUUUGUUCCUUUCUUGGUUUAUUUCAAAUGAUGGACUCGGUUUCCUUCUACGUCCUGCCUUUACAGAUGCAAAUGAGUGUACAAGGAAACCCUGCGUGAACGCUUACUCUUGCAAAAAUACGAUUGGCGGCUAUUACUGCGACUGUUUUCGGGGAUGGUCCGGACAAAACUGUGACAUCAGUCAGUAUUUCUUCCUUUUGAGAAAGUCACCUCUAAAUUUCCUGUCCUUCACUCGCGCCUAUUUUUCUUAUUCUGGCUAACUUCAAAAGGCCUCCUUUCACUCAUUGGACACAGAACAUUGGUGUAGUUUUCCUCACUUCCCCACAUGUGGUAACCCGCCUCUUUCUCACCCUGGCAAAAUGAACCUCCAACUUUGUCAUCAUGACUGAACUUGCAUGACCAUUUUUGAUCUCUGGAUCCAGUGCAUGCAGGUUACAACCUUUACAGUCUAUCUGGCACUUUCUUGGCUUCACUAGUUUAUUCUUUUCCUUCUUUGACUUGAUCUCUGCACAACCCAUACCGAAAAAUGCACCUUAUUAUGAACAAUAAUGAUAAACACAGCAAGAAAUAGUCCCUACUUUCCUGUUUGUAAUCUGUAAUAGAUGGUUGCAAUUAUUAAUAUCCUUUUCCUUUUCAGACAUGAACAGCUGUCACGGUCAGUGCAAGAAUGGAGCAACAUGCACGGUAUGGAUAUUCAACAUUUAAGCACCCAUGAUAUCUAAAUAGAUGUCAUUUUGUGGGAGUUCUUUGAUAUUCAAGGUGUGGCAGUUAUUAAAAAUCAGCUUGCAAAGAACUAGUUAUGAAGACAGAAAUCUUUGGACUGGUAUUAUGAUUCUCAAAUUUGCUGUGUGUCCCAUCUGUCAACAUGGAGGAACUAGGCUUUAGUACCUAACCCGUAUUCAACUAGAACAGGUACUGAGGGAGCUCCAGGUGUGUUGACUUGAAUUUGAGAGCUGCCAUGUUGUCCACUUUUCAUGCUAUUGAUGGUUGUGGUCCUGUUUGUGAUCUCGAUCACGAUGCACCAAAACUGAUCAUUUUUGGUACAACAAGGCUGAAGAUUUGAGAUAUUGUGGUUGCUGCGAACUCCUUUUAAUAUUAGUGAUACCAGUGUCCUUCUAAGUAUUAGAUGCAUGUUAAUCUGGAAGCACUCUGCUAACGAUUUUAAAGGCACUUAAAUCUACAGUGUAAUCCACAGAUGGACCAAAAUAGCAGCUGUGUUUAAUAGCCAAAGGCGUUACCACCCCACUGUUGCCCUUCAGCUCAUCACCUUCCUCUGUAUUUUUUUCCUUCUCCAGGAGAGUUUGAAGGGUUACCACUGCCAGUGUCCUUCAGGUUUCGUUGGCACUCACUGUGAGAUCCAGAGGAAUAAAUGCGAGAGCAAACCGUGCCAGAACGGAGGGCAGUGUCACACAGUGCUGGACAGUUUCGAGUGCCAGUGCCUACCAGGGUUUACUGGACAGCUGUGUGAGGUGAGUCUCAUGUUGCACUGAUCACAGUUCUGGAUUACUGCAUUAAUAGUGAUACAUAUUGAGAUAUUGGUGCCAGACGUUUUAUUAAUAUCUGUUGGCUUAAGCUGUGACAUGUUACACAUCUUAUUCCCUGAAGACUGGAUGUUUUACUAAAAAGGUUAUAGUAAUAGAAGGAGGAGCUUCAGGUAAACAAACUUCAUGCAUUUAAAGCAGUAAAAGCAGACCACCACCCACAGGGAGACGGAUAAUUCCUUUAAUCUUCCUCAAAGUUGUAAAGCAUGUAACUCACCCAAUAAGCCCUGUGCAGCUUUGAUUCAAGGCUAUUGUUAUUGUUGAUAAUCUCAGACACAUUACAUGGCUUUGUCCUUGUUGCAGGCUUUUCUACUCUAAGUAAAGUGUGUGUUUGGAGAUAAUGUAGGUUAGCCGUGAGGAAACCGACACUCCCCUGCAUCUCUUGGGCCCUGAAUGGAGGACAUUGCUGGUCAGGAGCCAGUCCUGUUUUAGCAUCUCUACUAUAAAUACGAGCCUGUCUGAAUGAGGUGACGCUGGAUUUCUGCCCACAUACUACACAGCUCUGAAGCCUGCUAUGGCAUGGUGUGCAUUCCUGCCCUGCAGUGCCAAAUCUAUAACGCCUCCGACUUCAUAUUUCUCUGAUUAGUAUCUUCUCUCCAGUCCAUGAAAUUUGAUUGUGUAAUGGUGUUCAGAUCCAUCCUGGUCUCAGUGAUUUCUUUCAAGGAAAUAAGGACAAUUUUAUUCCCAGCAGAGAUGCCAGAUUUACUCUGUUAGCAGGUCCAAAAGUUUGGUCCAGAUAGAAAUAUAUUCUCAGCUAAUAAAUAGAUCACAGUGAAACUUGAUACAUUUAUGAUCCCACAGAGAGACCAGGACCCCUUCUGCUCUCUUUAUCAGGAUCCUAAUUUGCAAAACCACCCAUUUACAAUAUAUUAUCCCUUGUAUUCCCUGGCUGCCAAUGAAAAACAUGUAUAUAUAAAUAAACAUAUAAUAUUUAUAGACAUAAUGAUUUAUUGGUUAAAGCUCCAGUGAGGAAUUUUCAGUUUUUGCUAACUUUGGUGCCCCCUGUGGACAAGCUCUACAUGCUCAAGUAAAAAUCUCAUACUGUUGACUUUUUAUAGUUAAUUAAAUUAAUUAUUUUGGAUAUUUCCAGGGAUCUUUUUCAAACAGGGCUGUUUUUACAGCUGCUAAGUUGCCACAUACUCCCUCGCACCACUUACAGGCUUUAAAAUUUACACCAUUAAAAUAUUCAGUCUUGUUGCCGAUGUUUUUGUUUGCUUUAAUUUAUAGUAAAAAAGGCAUAAACAUGAAUUUCAGUCUGUUUGAUAAAAGCUUUGAAAAAUCCUCACAGGAGCUUUAAAGAGGAUGUUUUUAUUCAGCAAUGUUAAAAUACUGGUCUGCUUCUUUGUUAUGAUUCACAUAAGACUGAACAUAGACAGUGAUGUUAGACAAGGUGAACAGGACUUCUUUACAUCAACACAUCUUAGCUCUGUGGUUGACACACCUUUAAACAUAAAUAAGACAGACGUCACAACUCUAAACAGAGUUGAUAUCACUGCUGUUAGGUGGGGUUUGAGUUGCUGUUUACUGAUCAGCAAGUCAGAGACACACUGGGGACCAGUCACUCUUCAUGCUGCUUUUCACAGUAGUGCAGGUAACUGCCAUGAUUUCCCAACUCAAAAGACAAAGCUGGCAUUAAAUGUACUAUAAGGAGUUUUUAUCUGGUUGACAAAGACACUGAAACAGAUCCAGGUGCCUGUUCCAAAAGUAAAUGAGACUAUCAGCAAGAAGGCUUUCUCUGGGGUCAUUUUAAAUGCUUAAAACUGGAAAGCCAAAGCCUGAGAUGGGGAGAAAAGUAAAUAUGAUGCUGAAAACGCACGUGGCAUAAAAAAAUGAGGAGCAGGGGUGAAGGUUGGUUGCAAAGCAAUUUUCAGAAGAAGCAGCAACACAGGAAGGUUAAAGCAGUUUAAAUAGACCACCCAAUGUGACAUUUGACAUAUUUAUCACACGUCACAGGAGCUUUUUGUCCUCGAAGGCCACUGUCACUCCACUGGCAGGUUGGGUGAGCGAAGGAGUGUUUCAAUCUGACUUGCAAAAAAAAUAUCCCACUUCUACACACUGUACCUUUUGACAUAGUUGUAAAAAUCACACAUUUAAUUCACAUAUGUGCUCCUGGCCGACCACAGGGUAUUCUUAACCUGUCUGCUGCAGGUUAAAAUAUCUCCUGUGCUGUGUGAACGCUGCAAACACAGACUAAUGUACCCCAAGAUUUAUGGCCCCUCUUGCCCUCAGACACACUCCCCUGACCACACACGUGCAAAUAGUAAAGGAAAAAUGUAUGUGGCCAUGACACUCAGGGUAAAAUAAACUGUGUGUGACCACAGACCUCUCUUACUGCGAACUCUCAUGUUCAGGACCUUAAAUGGCAAAGGGGUGCAAUGAAGGGUUUAUGCACAGUAGGCUUCUGUUAACAUAAACUUGAAGAUUUUUCACUCCAGCUUCUGAUCUUCACAUGUAGAAAGGUCACUUUAGCCUCCAGUUGUGACCUCUUUUUGUCACAGUGGAGUGAUGCGUGAUUUAUCGCUCUGAUUUAUUAUAUUUACCGUGGCUCUGCUUGAGUCCAGAUUGGCUUUUCUCUCCUUGUCUGCUCCGUUUAUGCAGGAUUUGUACCUUAGAAUAAACUUGCAAGUUAUGUAAAAACAAAAGUGUGGAUGCCCUAGAUUGGUUCAGGGACAUCCUAUGCUCAUUUUUCAGCUUUAAUUGCAGUUUUGCUUAUUUUAUUACUGCUGCAGCAUUAUUUGACAAGUUACUGAAGUGAGCUGUUGGUUAAAGGUGAGGGUUUAGGUUUUUUUCUGACACAUAAUAGCAAAAAAACCAUCAGCAACAAGAUUUACAAGUUUAAUAUCCUAAUUGAAUUCAGGUGGUGUGUAAGGUAUACUCUCAGGGCACACUUAGACCACUGGGCCAGCAGUGUAACAGUAGAUUUCCUCUUCUUUUAUUCUCCUUUCAGAUCUCUAGCUGGUCGCCCUCUGAUGCUUGCGAUCCAAACCCCUGUGAAAACGACGCCAAAUGUCACAGCAUGGAGCAGGACUUCUACUGCGCCUGUCCUGAGAGCUACGAGGGAAAGACGUGUGAGCGACUCAGGGAGGACUGCCAAACAAAGCCCUGUCAAGGUACCUGCUGCAGCAAAACCACAUUUAUGAUCAAACCAUUAGGCUCAUAAAAAUGUUUGAAGUCAAACUCUUUUUCUCUCUCUCUUUCAGUGAUUGACAGCUGCACUGUUGCUAUAGCGACCAACGACUCAGCUGGAGUGCGGCACAUCUCGUCCAAUGUCUGCGGCCCACGAGGACGCUGUAUUAGUCAACCAGGUGGAAACUUCACCUGCAUGUGUGACCCAGGAUUCAGCGGUGUCUACUGUCAUGAGAGUACGUCCAGAUCCUCACUGGAAAUCAACUUUUCUUUUAGCCCAACUGUCGUCUUCAUGCUUUGAAUUACAAUUUUGAGUAAUUUUGAGUUGGUCCAUUUUGGUUUCAUUUGAUUGCAUAACUAAGGAGACACAGAAAAAACUUGUGCAGAAGCUAGACAUGCAGCAAAAGACUGUGGUCAAAUAUGAACCAGGCUCUCCUCUGCAAAGGCUAUAGCCUCUGUGCAAAGGAUGCACGACUCAACUACUAGGCCAAAGCAGAGCUUUGACAAGAGGAAUAAACACUUUUUAUUUUACUGUGUACUCAAUCUUUCUCUAAGUCUUUUCUUUCACUUUUUCAGACAUUAAUGACUGCGUCAGUAACUCCUGUAGAAAUGGAGGGACCUGCAUCGAUGGAGUGAACUCGUUCCAGUGCUUCUGUCCUGAUGGCUGGGAGGGUAGACUCUGUGACCUCAGUGAGUUUGUCAUGACAUUUAUCCCGUCACCUUGUCUGGUCUGAGAAGACUAGACAGAAAUUCAAGAACCUGAAAUGAUGAUGAAAGUUGAAAACUUGAUGAAACUUCUUGUAAUGUUAUCAUAUGAAUUCUCCCCAGACGUCAACGAGUGCAGACACAACCCGUGUAAGAACGGCGGCCGCUGCGUGGACCUUGAGAACGACUUCUACUGCGAGUGUGCCAACAACUGGAAGGGCAAGACCUGCCAUUCCCGUGAGUUAUGUCAGCUCUGUGUUAAUGUGUGUGUUUAUGUCUGAAGCAUACUGCACCGUGCUGCACAUCUCUGCAUGUUUAGGCAGCUAUGGUUCUUGUGAAGGUGUGUGACAUCUGUGUUUCCUCAGGUGAAAGCCAGUGUGACCCUACAACCUGCAGUAAUGGAGGCACCUGCUACGACCAUGGAGAUGUGUUCCGCUGUGCCUGCCCACCUGGUUGGGGAGGGAACACCUGCAACACAGGUGAGCGCAUGAAUCCAGAUAUUCAGUUUCUUCAAAUUUGGGUCAAUCUAGACAUUAAAAAACUCCAUCAAACAUCCAAGAAGGGAUUGAAUUUAUUUGUAGAGACCAACAUCGUGGUGAUGUUCAUGUAUUGUUUUGAUAAGGGGUUGUUUUGUUUUUCUUCACCAAUAUAAAUCUUCUUAUGUUUUCCUAAAAAAUUCUGGAAAAUUUCAGGAGCUUUUCCUUUAAAACUCUGAGAGUUGUGUGUUCACACAUGUCCCUCACCUUCACCCCAUUAUCUGGACUGAGUUUUCCUGAAAACAUUUCCUGCACUAAAAUUUGCCAGAUGCAUUGCAGGGAAAUGUGCACAUGAAGUCAAGGCAAAAAUUUCAACAGUUUGUGUUCACACAUGAAGCCCACCUUGAAAAUUUUGGAGAAUUUCCUCUAGUUUUGUGAAAAUAUGGUCCUGUGAUUAUGGCCAACUACUGAAAAGGUCUCUCAGUACGAUCUCAGUCCCUGAAACAGUCUUAUGGAAAUUGCAGAUUAGAUAUUAUCAGGAAGGAAAACUGCAUUUUAUUUAUUUACCUGCAUUUCAUUGGCUGUUUUUGACUAUUUCAUUCUAUUCUCUCACAGCUAAGAACAGCACAUGUGCCUCCAGUCCUUGUUCUAACGGCGGCACCUGUGUGGGAGGAGGAGACACCUUCACCUGCAUCUGUAAAGAGGGCUGGGAAGGCCCCACCUGUGGCCAAAGUGAGUGUCUCCAGAAAGCAUUUAACAAGAUAAAACCAGACUGUCAGCUGUAAGAUACUUGUGGUUUGUCAGCCUGGAGAUACAUACCUGCUGUGUAGUCUAGACUACAUAGAUGUAUCCUGCUGCAUCAUGAGUGUAAUUGUAAAUAUACUUGAUUCAACAUUGUGCAUCUCUCUGAAGGAUGUCUCCAGCGUUACUGUUAUAUUAAUUCAGGGUUUCAGUGGCCCACUAAGUACAAAUUCUGAAACCAGCUCAGUAAAUCAGGCAACUGAUAACUGGUGGACAGAACAUUCUAUUAGCACUUAGCUUUUCCAAGUUUUUCUGUCAUGUUCAGAGAUAACAGUCCUGAAGUUGUAUCCUUUUAGUAUCCACAUUGAAUAAUGAAAUUGAACGUAUCUGUUCCCAGUUAUCUUGCAUUUUUGCAUCAUCAUGCAUUUAUACAUGCAGUUAACAAUAAGAAUAAGAAUAACUUUAUUUAUCCCCGAAGGGAAAUUCAAUUUGGCUAGUACUAUGGCUAGUACCAACUAACAGCAAGUAUAGCUACAGCCUGAGGCUCAUGUACUCAGUGUUGAAGGAGUGAUGUUGCUCAUAGACUGGACUGUCAAUAGGUGCUUUAAAAGUGCAGGAACUUUCUUCAGGAAUUGGGGACUUUUUGCUUUUCAACUGCAGGAACUACAUCUAAAUCUAGUCCUGGGGUAAGUGACCUACUUCUAGAAAAGCCACCACUCAGGGGGUUGUACUUUUUAACAGCCCAGGUGUCGUGCUUCCUUCGUAUCAUAGCACUGAAACCUGCAAAGCGUCACUUAGAAUGCCGUGCAGGUCAUGUAAAAUAUGUCUUGCUUUCCAGCAGUAGGAGUUCUGCUUCUGUGUUGAUUAUUUCUGUACCAACGCACUAAGACAAACCCCUUGUAAAUGUGAACCGAACUGAUGAGAAACCUGAUCCUGAUUGUAAAACUCAACCUCUUAUGUCUCUUUUUGUUCUUCUCUUCAACAGAUAUAAACGACUGCAACCCUCAUCCAUGGUAGGUUCCCCUUUCUUUCUCAAACACCUCUGUUGCUUAGCCAAAUCUUUCCCCUUUUCCUCUUUGCACACCUUCCACAAACCUCAAUGAGGGGUGGAGGGCAACUCAAAGUUGUCCUUAAAUCGAGCCUCAGAGAGAGGGCAUCUCUUAUAGAAAUGAACAAGGGUAGAAAAAGGACAGAGAGGGUUUUUUUGGUGAGGGAAGAAAAAUAGUCCCACCUACCCCGUGGGGAAUGCAGGUGGGGGGUUGGAGUGGUGGUGGCAAUGAUGGGGUGUCCAUUCUUCCCGUGCGACCUGGGGGGGAGCAAAGCUUUGACGAGGGAUGGAGGAGAGGCAUGAUGAGAGGUGGGGAGGGACUGGACAUGGUGAUUAGCAUCUGAAAGGUGGAGGCUUGUAUUGAUGACUCCCCCCACUGCCACCACUUACACACGUAAACGCAGACACACACACACACACACACACACGUUGAGGAUGUGCUUUGUUGCAGCUGUAAAGAAUGUGCCUCUUGUAUUUCCUCUUCUGAUUGUCUUUAUUUCUUUUACAGUUAUAAUGGCGGGAUCUGUGUGGACGGAGUUAACUGGUUUCGGUGCGAGUGUGCUCCUGGUUUCGCUGGACCAGACUGCAGAAUCAGUGAGUAAAAAAUCAAUUUUUACUUACACUUUGAGUCCUAAAAGAGUGUCCCACAGUCCUUGAAAGUAGCAUCAUUAGGAGGAUGGACAGACCGAGUGAGGAGAAACUAAAGAAAAAUGGGCACAAUCAGGAGAUGGACAACUUGACACCUAAAUGUAAGACCGGGGCACCGCCUUCUCCUUUUUUCUUGGCCCUCAAUCGCCUCAGAGGUCAGAGGUCGUCCCUCCUCCAUACUCACGCAGUCAUACAAACACAUAUGGGAUACAAAUUACCCAGUGACCCUGAAACUCUUCUUCUCUGCUCUUUUGUUUGGGCCGGAUAGCGUUCACCUUCUCUGUCAGGCUCGAGUUUGAGAAUUCUCAUUCAGAUUGUGUUCAUGUGAAAUCUGAGUGACAAAAGGCCAAGCAUCCUAGUGUUUAAAGUGGAAAAAGGCACAAAUGAUGUGUCGCUCCAAAAGAUGCUCAAAUAGCUAAAGGACCGGAAACUGAAAAUAUAUGGACUAUAUUAUCUUUUUUUCUAAAUGUAAAGCUUUAAAUUUAAACCACACAGAACUAUCAUAUAUAUAAAAAUCAAGCCAAGCCAACUAUACGUUAGCAGCCCUUAAACAUACACCAGUGAAUACAGGAAGAAGCAACCGCCAUUGCCAGCUCUUGUAUAUUCGAUCAAGUCAUCCUUUUUCUCUCUUACAGACAUAAAUGAGUGCCAGUCUUCACCCUGUGCCUACGGUGCCACCUGUGUGGAUGAGAUCAACGGUUUCCGCUGCGUCUGUCCGCUUGGAAGAACAGGAGCUCGAUGCCAAGAGUGUAAGAUGAUUCAAGAUGAUCCCUGUCCUUUAUUUUUUUUGCCACUUUCCAUUGAAUAAAUAAAUACUACUGCAGGAGCUCACCGUUUCCCUCUCUCUGUCUCUCUGCAGUCAUAGGUAUUGGGAGAACUUGUCACUAUGCCGGACUGCAGUUUCCUCACAGCAGCCGCUGGGAGGAGGAGUGUAACAGCUGCCAUUGCAUCAAUGGCAAAGUGGAGUGCACAAAGGUAACACACCCCUAUUGGGAAACAGUAACAUGGCUGUGUAUAAAAAGGGCAUUACAGAGAGACUUAUUCUUGGAAGUAAUGACCAGAAGAGUUCAGUACCUUGUAAGAAACUGUAAGAGCAAAGGUUUUAUCAUCUACAGUUCUUGGGUUAUUAAUAGAUUCAGAAAUGUAGGGUAUUGCGUUAAAAAGAGACAUGACUAUGUAGUGGAAGUUCCUGCAUGAGCUUAAUUUUACUGACAACAACUGCUCUGAUCCAAAAAAUCUGGAGAAAUCUCUGCCGAAAAAAGGGGCAAGGCAAAAAGUCAGUCCAGGUUAGCCAUGACUUCCAGGUACUUUGGUACACUACAUCAAAGUACUUUGGUACACUGCAUAAAGCGUUCGUGCUGGCUAUUUGCUUUUUCGGUUGAGUGAAUGCUGGCGCAACUUGCUGCCACUGCUCUCUGGCUCUUUUCUUUUAGUGUUUUAAUCGGUAUCUGGACUCUGCAGCAGUUCUUCUCCACUUGUCAAAUGUGGCACUGUUGGUUUUUUAUAUGCUAGAUCUACUCUUAAAUGAUCUGACUCUCAGAUUGUUUGCUUGGACCACCUUAGCUGUGGCGUGUCUCUCUCCUCACGCUGUCCAGUAGCCUUCUCCCAUUCAUCAUGUGGAAUUUCAGCCUUGUUGUGCUCGUCUGGACUGUCCUGUCUAUCAAUUUAAAUUCAUCGUCAGCUUUACUCCUCUACACGGCUGCAGAGCUCCUCCAACUCCAACUUCUUGGUGGUUAUAAUAUACAAAUGGACAACAUCAAUCAUAUUCACACCAAGGAUUUCAUGUCUUGCCUGGACAGUUUUGGACUACAACAGUACAUAGACUUCCCUGCACACUCUAAAGGAUACAUCUUGGAUCUGGUUUGCUGCUCUGGUCUUCCCAUCUCUGAUCACAUGUUAAUUUCCUUCUUCACUAGCCUCACACUAUCCAUAACUAAAUAGUCACAUCUUAUCUCAUUCCGCAAUAUCAAAAACAUUAACUUAUCAGCCCUCACAACAGGUAUUGACAGCCUCCCCAGCAUCAGCUUCUCAUGUACUCCUGAUCAACUUGUUACAACUCAUUACAACGAUGGUCUCCAUGCUCUGCUGAAGUUACUGGCUCCUGUCAAAACUCUGACUGUGUCAUUCACCCACUCUGCUCCCUGGUAUUCCCCUCAGUUACAUCAACUUAAAGCCAAAGGUUGUCAACUGGAGCGACUUUACAGGAAAACUGGACUCACUAUUCACAAACAAAUGUACCACACCCACAUUCUCCACUACAAAGACACAAUCUCCUCAGUUAAAUCCCAAUACUUUGCAGGACUUAUUAGUGCUGGUGAUGGGAACACCAGGGCCCUCUUCUCAUUAAUGAAUAAUACUCUGUGCCCCCCGGACUCUGUCCCUCCACAUUUUUACUCCACUGAUCACUGUAAUUCAUUAAUGGAAUUCUUCAACACUAAAAUAAACAAGAUCCAUCAGCAACUGAUCCCUCACAGCCCUGUUAGUCCAUCUUCUCCAGUUCUCCAUGCCCCCCUUUCUCAACCACUUGCAAACUUUCAACUUCCUUCUGCUGCAGAUAUAUCAGAACUCAUCCAGAAAUCUAAAACACAUACCUGCCAACUCGACCCCCUGCCAACUUCUUUAGUCAAAGCCAGCCUGCCCUCUCUGUUGCCCCUGAUAACUGUCAUCAUACACUGCUCCCUCACAACUGGUAAUGUUCUGUCAUCCCUUAAAUCUGCUGCUGUUACGCCCAUACUCAAGAAACCAAGCUUAGAUCCUAAAAACUUAAAUAACCUCCGUCCGAUCUCUAACUUGCCAUUGCUUUCCAAAAUCCUUGAAAAAGCAGUGGCAUCACAGAUUCAUACACACAUCUUCAACAAUAACCUAUACGAACAGUUUCAAUCUGGUUUCCGCCCACGUCACAGCACCAAAACAGCCCUCUAAAAAAUCACCAAUGACCUCCUGAUGGCAGCUGAUUCCGGUCAAUUAAGUAUCCUCAUCCUUCUCGACCUCAGUGCAGCCUUCGACACCAUCUCCCACACCAUCCUCCUUGACAGACUAGCAUCUAUUGGUUUAUCAGACACACCCCUGGGCUGGUUCACAUCUUCACCUCGUUCACCUCACUGGCUGUACUCAGUUUAUAAAAUUUCAAAUCUCAACCAUCUCCCCUCUCCUCUGGUGUCCCCCAAGGCUCAGUCUUUGGCCCCAUCCUGUAUAUCAUGUACCUUCUCCCUCUUGGUCACACUUUCCGUAAGUCCGUAUCAAUUUUCAUUGUUAUGCAGACGACACCCAGCUCUACCUCUCUACCAAACCCAACUCCACCUUCCUGCCCUCCUCUAGCUGUGACUGUUUACAGGAAAUCAAAUCAUGGUUUGCAUCCAACUUUCUCAAACUUAACUGAUAAAACUGAGGUUCUCCUCAUUUGAACCAGAUCCACCCUCAGGAACACUCCAAGCUUCACCAUCCCCAUCGACAACGCCUCUGUUUUCCUCCUUCCCUCAGGUCAAGAGUCUGGGUGUCGUCCUUGACAGCACUCUGUCAUUCCAAACUCACAUUCAUUGCAUAACCCGGUCAGCCUACUUCCAUCUUUGAAACAUCAAUCGUCUCCGUUCGUCACUUACCCCCAACAGCACCACCAUCCUGGUCCAUACAAUGGUUACAUCCUGCCUGGUCUACUCCCUUCAACUCCCUUCUCAUUGGUCUCCCCCAUAAGUCUGUCCAUUAGCUUCAGCUGGUCCAGAACGCUGCCACCCGUAUCAACACCAGAACACCACCUAGCAGUCACAUCACACCUGUUCUCCACCAACUUCACUGGCUUCCCAUCAAAUACUGCUUGGACUAUAAAAUUUCUGCUCCACACAUUUAAGGCCAUCCACAACCUCACUCCUCCAUACCUCUCUGAACUCCUCCACAUCAACACUCCCACCUGGACUCUCGGGUCUGCCUCAUCCAUCAGCCUCAUUAUGCCUCCAGCCCGUCUGUCCACCAUGGGAUCCAGAGCCUUCAGCCGCGCUACCCCCCUUUGCCUUUUGGAACUCCCUCUCCCCUGACAUUAGGAUCAUUGACUCACUCUCCAUCUUUAAAUCCCAUCUCAAAACUCAUUGUUUCAGACAGGCCUACUCAGACUAGCAUUUGAUGUUCUGCUGCAGAGUCAGGACUUGCAACUUUUUAUUUAAUACUUUGUUGUGUUGAUGUGUUUUUAAUGACUUUACUAUUUUACUUAUGUGUCUUUUAAUUGCCCUGUAAGAUGUCCUUGAGUGCCCUGAAAGGCGCCCGCAAAUAGAAUGUAUUAUUAUUAUUAUUAUUAUUACUAUUAGAAUAAUUCCCAUUAUUAUUAUCAUUAUUGUUAUUAUUAUUAUUAUUAUUAUUAUUAUUAUUAUUAUUAAAAAAACAGACAUGCCUCUGUAGUGGAAGUCACUGCAUUGGCUUUAAAUCACAUACAAAAACCACUAUCUGUGAUCACAGUUGGUGUCUGCACCAACAACAAUAAUGUCUGAAGUCCUAAGAUUCUUAAUUGGAGCCUGCUGGUGGAUAGCUUUAAAGGGAUUUUCCGGUGUAAAAGUUAGCCAACCAAGUUAGACACCCCCUCGAGAGAUGAAAAGUUGCCGACUGUCUCCACACACAAACUUCAACCAAAAAGCCACUCUAUAGCCACAAAUAAUGCUCAGAACAGCACCUAACUUCAUCAACAGUACAUAUAGGGUCCCAGCCAUAAUACUAGCCAUCAAACAUCUUUUUAGCUUUGCCUGAUUUCUUUAGCAAAUAGACCAAACACAACUUACCCAUUCUCCUCCAGCAGCUGCUUGUUUGUGGGGGGCCCUGACGAGUCGAUCACUGAGUGCAGCAGAAAAUUUAUGAUUAUUACUUCAUGAAAAUGCAAUCAGACCGAGACGCUAAGGCAGAAGAAUUACUGCAUCUGCAGUGUACAUACAAGUCACACAAGAACUCUGAUUGCAUCUGAUUAAUGAGAUGAUAGACCACAUUUGGAGAUUGCCGGAUGAGGCUCAAAUAUCUACUGCACUGGUUUGUGGGAUUUUUCAAUGACAGUGAAUAUUGUGAUCAUGUGACUCUAGGUACUAUGUGGCCGUCGCCCCUGCCGGCUCAAACCAUCAAGUCAGGACCAAAGACAUCAGUCAUGCCCAGCUGGACGAGAGUGUGUGGAGCACAGUUACCUCACCUGCUUCUCCCCGCCUUGCCAUGAGUGGGGAGUUUGUACCACGGGCGGGCGCUCGCUACCACAAACAACCACGAAGUGCCUGCCGAACAGUGGGCAUUUGGACAACAGCUGUGGACGGAUAACACUUGUGUUUAACAGAGACAAAAUACCAACAGUAAGUCCUCUCUGUGGUCUUUAUUGAAGCAUAAGUGUAACCUUAAGGACAAUUUCAGGGGCAUGUUUUGCAUUGUUGCUGAUCAGUGAGUGUUUGUUCAUUCACAGGGAACAACAGUGGAGAACAUCUGCUAUGAGCUCAGGUAUCUUCCUGACACCAGAAGCUUGGCAAAGAAACACAGCCUUCUCCUGCUCUGUGACCUCUCUCAUUCAAAUCAGGAUGCUGUGGAGGUGGCUAUCGUAAGUGAUGGCAUGAGUUUGCUCCUUAUUCUAAUUUAGUCUCAUUUUAACCCAGUUUAGGCUUUAAAGCAGCGUUGUUGGAUAGUCAUUAAUAACUUAAAAGUUGCUUACAGAGCUGAAAUAAAUUUUGAUGAAAAAGUGAAACAGGUAGACUUAGGUGCAACUUAACAUGUUUGCCAUCUUUUAAGUCAUUUCUUUACUCUCCGGUUUGGGUUUCAGUCUUUCCAGCCAGAGGAUCUACCGGACCACAGUCUGAUCCAGCAGGCAGCCAGCGCCAUCGUGGGCACCUUGUCCAAACGGCACAACAGCACCAUCAUGCUUGCAGUCAUUGAGGUCAAAGUGGAGACCCAAAUCAUGUCCCCGUCAGUGGGUGAGUAAUAAUCAAUCAAGGUGCUCCACAAGGCUUUGUUGUGGGCCCACUUCAGUUUCUAAAUACUGAUCUCUAUGUCUGUCUUUUCCUCCCUCUUCUUCUAAAAAACAAUAGAUUACCUGGUGCCUGUACUUUGUGUGCUCUUCUGCUUGCUCUGCCUCUUCUGCAUCAUUGUAUGCAUUUGGUGGACGCGCAAACGGAGAAAAGAGCGUGAGAGGAACGUACGAUCAGCUGCAGACACCAACGUAAACAACCAGUGGGAGCCUCUCCGGCUCGUUGUGGGACGUGAGUCGCAGCAGCAGCUGAAAGAAAGCAACAGGGAGGCGGAGCAAGAGCGUAAAAAGCUCAUGGACCCCUCCUGUCGGACGUGUGAUGAUGGGGAGGAGGAGGAGGAGGAGACUGAAUGCGAGCUUGAGCUCGAGCUGGAAGAGGAGUGUGGUGGAGCAGAGGCGGGAAAGCAGCACGUUUAUAAGUACUCUGAGACUGCAGUGCAGUCCAGCGAGGGAGUGAUCUGCACCCUGCACAGCUCCAGUUCACCCCUCAAAGCACCUCACCGGACCCCCGGCUACAGCCCCAAAGACAACCGCUGGAAAAAUGUCUGUGCAGCCUUGACAGGUCAAAAAGACCUCAGAGACCAUUGUGUAUAAGAAAUUUAAAUAAAGGACUCACGUUAAGGAAGCGAGAUGAGCAGAGAAGCUGCUAGGCAGUGACUAUUCUUAUUUUUGGACUACUUUAGAGAAGAAAAAGAGGCUUUCUGUUUUUAUAAGCCAUUCUUUGCUUUGUUUUCAUGUUUUGGUCACUGUCGCCUGAAGUGAUUUUUGAUUAAGGAGGCGCGAGCACAGUGGACAUCCUUGUUUUUGCUUCUGUUCACUUAUUUUUUUUAGUGUGUACAGAGAGAGCUGAGAUGAAAAGAUUUUUUUCAGGAGGCAAAAGAAGCUCUCUGCGAUUUUUGUUUAUGGAGUUAUACCAUUAAAGAAACAAUGAAUCUUUGAAACAGAGAAAGAGAACAACCUGUAUAAAGAUUUUUUUUGGUUUACAGAUGAUUAUGAUUUUGUUAAAUUGUCAGCAGGCUCCUGUUCAGUGUCUGUUGGGGGGGCAGACACACGUAACAGAGACACGUAAAAGAGACAGUAAAGGAAGGGUUUUGAGGGAAAAGGACUGUUGCAGCCACAGUAACAGAGGAAACCCUGCCUUUGCUCUGUCUUUCCCACCUGUGGCCAUCAUGCGCCAGCCUUACCAAAACAUUUGGCCUGGAGGGGAGAGGGGACAGAAACCCCAGUGCCUACUAUGUGGCCUUCCAUUUUUUUUCUCCUGUCUCUCAGUUGUCUUGGCUGAAAGCUCUGUAUGAGGGUUUUUUGCAGUAUUUGAGUUGGUAGCAAGUGCCUUUCUAAGAGCCGUGUUGAGGCUUCAAGUCGCGCUGCCCAGUUUGACCUCCUUGUUCUCAAAUCUCAAAGGGAUGUAAGUGUAAGUGUAGAGAGUUCAAUUUCACAGCAACGCCAUGCAAGGUAUUUGAUCCAAACAGAAAUUAAUACUCUGUACAUAUGUGUAAAUACAAAAGGAGUCGCUGUGUAUAUUUGAAAGUAACUUAAAGACAAGUCACACAUUUUUAUUAUUAUUAUUAUUAUUGUUAUUAUUAUUAUGAUUAAUAUUAUUUUUAUUUUUUUUACAAUGCCAUUCCUUUUAUUUAUGCCAGUCAAAAUAGUCGCGUUUUAUAACACUUCAUAUCCAAAGUCCCAUGGUUAAGAAUCUUUACAACGAGGUACCACUAAUGAAGGAAUUUCUGAAGGGUUUAUAAAUGGUUUGUCAUUAAGGACACAUUUAUUUUUGGGCCUAUUUAACAGCUUUCAGUUACAAACAACAAAAAAAUGAUCAUUUUCUUUGGUCAUUCACAACUGUCACCAGACAGAUCAAAAAAAAAAUUCUGCUGCUAUUGUUUACUAAAUUUUCCCACCACACUACCAUUUUGUUAUUUUAUGCUUUUAUUUUUCAACUUGCUGCAUCUUUUUUUCAAACUCAACCUCAAAAUUUUCAACCUGUCCACUGAUAAAUUGUAUAUCCUUCAGAUUUCAUUUCUCCAUUGAUGAAAAAACCUGUUUACAGAGAUGUAAAAUGUUUAAAAUGUGUUCUCAGUCUUUGAUUAUGGCCUUUCCAACCACAGAUGAUUUAUUCAGAUCUGAAGGAGAAGGUGUCCAAUAGGGCAGGAAACACUUCCUCAGUGAUUUUGUUGCGCCAAUUUAUGUUAUUUACAGUAAAACAGUCAUUUGCUCCUUUACCAUCUGAUCUAGUGGUGACUUCAGUUUUGUUUUUUUUACUUUCUCUUACAGAUUUUUGUUUUUGAAUUGGGGUUUGAUUCAAACUAAACUUCCUUAGUUCCCUUUGGCAGUCCAAAACCCAAACCUUUCAACCCUCAAGCCUUAAAAAGCUCUCAAACCAUUUCUAAACCCAUCACAAACCCUUUUGUUUCAGGUGCCUUUAAUGUAACACAGACAUCAUUUGUGUAAUCACUGGUCAUCUUUUCUAUGUUGUUGGUUUGUUUUCACUAUUAAGGAAAGUAACUCUUUGAAACAGUGUGUGCUGUAUCGUGGCGUGUUUUAUUCGCCUGAGUAAAAGUGCUCUCCCUGUCCCUCUCUCUCUCUGCUAUCAUUGAGAUUUCUGGAAUAAAACAUUCGAUGGAGGAUUAAAAAAAAUCGACAAGCGCAAGCAUGGCUCCUUUUGAGUGUCAUGAAUGUGGAUGUCAGCAGGUCAAUUUGUGUUUGGUUCAAAGGCUUUAAUGAGGGAACAAUGUUUUUGCUACCAUGUAAAUGUAUUUUGUUUUUUAAAGUUACCAACUCAAUUCAAAGUUUCCCCUUUUCAUAUCAUGUCAUUGUCUCAAAACGCCACCGUUAUUUUCUGUAAAUGGGACACCGCAAAAUAAAGAAUUAAAAAUGCAUCACUGCUGGUGUUAUAAGCUAAAUAUGCAUAUUGUAUACAUUUUAUUCUGCAAGAGACGUUGAGUUAAUUUUAUACAGAGUGCAAAGGUUUCCAUUUUUUUAGUGGAUGUUUCAUUGUUCUAAAUAAUCAUCCCAGUUAUUUAUUAAAGCAGUUUUGACACAUUUUGA
This is a messenger RNA of Xyrichtys novacula (pearly razorfish), 53622 nucleotides long. The record is from the annotation of a GenBank genome assembly. Lineage: Eukaryota; Metazoa; Chordata; Actinopteri; Labriformes; Labridae.